CCUCCCUGCCAGGCGAGCUCCGGCGCCGCUUUAUCGGGCGUGGCCUCCCGCAAAGGAUCAUGGGGUGAUCUUGUCCUUUUAAGCUGGGCUGCCGCGAUUCGGAGCUCCGGGCGGGUUUUGGUUUUCCCCUAAUGGUCUCGGCGCCCGCAAUAAACUCCUUUCCCGGCGUCUUGGGAGAAUCUUUGUUAAGCAGCGCCGCCGUUCAUCCGCGCGCUCCUCAGCUGCUCGCUCCUUCUAAGGGAAGUGUCCUUUGCCGCCUGCUCCCUUGGGGUCCCUUGCGCCCCCUCGUUUCCCCGGCCGGCUGGCGGGCCUGGGAAACGGCUUCCGACCCCGCUGUGCAGCUGGGCCUUCCCCUCAGCUCGAAGGCGGCUCCCAGGGUAAGCUGGCCCGAGGCAGCCUGGCUCGCGGGGCUGCUGGCGGGACAGCCUGGGAGCCGAGGCAACAGAAGCCCGCGCGUCAAGAUCCACGAGGAGCGGAGCACCGCGGCCUCGCCGGUGAUUUCAUAGGCUUGGUCCCGGACCUGCUGAUCCGCAGCUGGAAUUAAAUUCCCAUCCCUCCUUGCUGAAAACUCAGAAGCCGUCGUGCGGGCAGCUGUCUGGAAUUUUCGCCAGGAGGCGCGUGGACUUUCAAUAUAGAUAAUAGAUCCUCUCUCUCUAGCCAACAUAUAUUCCAGAUAUCCAGGGGCAAGAGCAGUCCCUGCCCCCUCUCUGCCAAGCAUUGGCCAGAUCGCAUGGGGUCACAGGCGCCCGCACAGGGUCGGUGUCCCUUUCGUUGGAAGAAACUUUCUCUGAACGACAUUGUGGAGACUCUCGUGCUUUAAGAAAUAGGGUUUAUUUGUCUGUAUGGAGGGCGUCCGGAGCAUGGCAGGCAGUCCUUCCUUCACUCAAGAGCAGCUACCCUGGUCCCACCUGGGACCAGGAGUUGUGGACGAGCCUCGGUGGCUCUCUCGCAAUGCUGACAGCUCUGCUCUUGCCUCCGCCAGCUAGACAGGUUUGCAAAAGGCAGCCCAGGAGUUCCCUUGCAGUUUAUAUUCUCUCUUCAUAUCGCAAACAACCCCAAAUCCUAGCAUUUAUUACUUUUAGGGCUUAGGGGGACCCCUCCCCCCACAAGUUCUUUUACACCAGUUACAGUAGCCUCUUUAUCCUUGAAGCAAGUCUGAGGGCUCAGCGGAACUCCUCGGGCUGCAGGAGAGACUCUCCAUCCUAGGCGGGGUCGGGAGACCCCCCCAAGCCAAAGCCUUUCUUUUUUUCUGGCGGAAAACCCCCAGGAGAGUGACCCACGGCCCUUCCCACGCGCCUGCCUUCCUUCCCCGCCCCUUCCGCCCAGCGAGACUUCCGCUUCCGGCGGCGCUGUCGACCAUGGCGGCCCUUCGGCGGCUGGCGGGCGUGCAGAGGUUGCUGGGGUUACCGGCCCGGGCGGCCCGCGCUGUCUCUUCCGGGGGACCGGCCAGCUCCUCGGCGACGGUGCAGGUGCCGCCCGCCUCGAGCCCCGCGCAGGUGGCGCCUCCGCGCAAGCACCACGACGACGACGACGAGGGGGUGUCCGUCUUCAUGAAGGUGAGCGCGGGGGGGGGGCGAGACGCGCGAAUCCUGCCCGUCAGUUCCCAGGGCCACGAGCCCCGGGGAUCCUGGAAGAGUAGAAGGCACCCCGAGCUCUGCGGAGGGAGCUACCUGCCUAACCCAGAGGCUUCCUUGCAAGGGGCAAAAGAACAUGGCUUUUUGAAUGUCCCAGGCAAACGUCUUGUCACCGGGGGCGAACCACAGACACCCAGGGAAGAAGGAGCAAGCAGGGAAUAAAGAUCAGCAUUGGGAUCCGCUGCCCCUGGGGGUCAUGCAGGGGGAGGCGGUUGCUAACCCUGGUCCCUGGGAUGCUGUUCUUCGGUGUUUUCUGGGCAGUGUGGAUGCUUCAGGGACCUGCACCUGUGCUGUGCUGCAGGAUUCCAGUGCCCAGUAGCACCUUAGAGACCAACUAAGUUUGUUCUGGGUAUAAGAUUUUGUGUGCACACGAAAACUUAUACCCAGAACAAACUUAGUUGGUCUCUAAGGUGCUACUGGACAUUUAUUUAUUUUUUUAUUUAUUUCGACUGCAUCAGACCAACACGGCUACCUACCUGAAUCUAAGAUUCCAUUGCUUUCUUGCCUCUGCAUGCAGGACGGUGCCACUGCCAGAGAGCAAGGGACAGAUCAAUGAUACAGGGAGUUUCCUCUGUCUUUGAGAAGCAUUAAGUGGUAGGUGCUUCCAGCAGUGGCAUAGGAACACAGGAAGCUGCCUUAUACUGAGAUCAGAUACAUGGUUCCAUCCAGGUAAGUAUUGUCUGCACUGAUUGGCAGUAGCUCUGUAGGAUAGAGGAGUCUCUCCCAGCCCUACCUCGAAGUGUCAGGGAUUGAGCAUGACGGCUUCUCAGUGCAAAGCAGAUUUUCUGCCAUGUGGUUGUGGUUCACUUUCAGUGAAUGCUUCAGACUCACUUGUGGGUAUCACUGUUGUACUGGGUAGAGAGUUAUUCAAUGCACACUGAAGAUAGCUUUGGGACUUUCUUAAUUUUUGAAAACUGUCGCAGGUUCAUGUUCUUGGUGAUUACAGUAAUUUUUGCCCAAAUUAAUCAUUGAUUUUACAACAGACUAAAACUAGAGUCACUUGAGCUCCAUCUGUCACCGUGAAAGAUUCAUUAUGUUUCUUAACUAAUGCUAUGUGAAAACUAGCCCAGGAUAGCACUUCAAUAUGCAAUGCUGCUUGCCAUUGUAUUGUGCACACUUGUAUAUAUCUCAAUAGUGUGCUAGAUAGAGAGAAGUUUUUCUCCCUCUCAUAACACUGAAACCUAGGAUUACCUAAAGAAGCUGAAUGGGGGAUGUCACUCCUGUGAGGCUCUUCCAUAUGUCCUCCUCUGUCCCUCCACUUUGCUGGAACACUUGUGUGGUACCAGAUACUUAUUUAGAAUAUAUACGAUUCUAAGAAUCUCUAAAACAAUAGUAACAACAUUAACAAAAUAGCUUAGAAUCAUAGAAUCAUAGAGUUGGAAGAGACCACAAGGGCCAUCGAGUCCAACCCCCUGCCAAGCAGGAAACACCAUCAGAGCACUCCUGACAUAUGGUUGUCAAGCCUCUGCUUAAAGACCUCCAAAGAAGGAGACUCCACCACACUCCUUGGCAGCAAAUUCCACUGUCGAACAGCUCUUACUGUCAGGAAGUUCUUCCUAAUGUUUAGGUGGAAUCUUCUUUCUUGUAGUUUGGAUCCAUUGCUCCGUGUCCGCUUCUCUGGAGCAGCAGAAAACAACCUUUCUCCCUACUCUAUGUGACAUCCUUUUAUAUAUUUGAACAUGGCUAUCAUAUCACCCCUUAACCUCCUCUUCUCCAGGCUAAACAUGCCCAGCUCCCUUAGCCGUUCCUCAUAAGGCAUCGUUUCCAGGCCUUUGACCAUUUUGGUUGCCCUCCUCUGGACACCUUCCAGUUUGUCAGUGUCCUUCUUGAACUGUGGUGCCCAGAACUGUACACAGUACUCCAGGUGAGGUCUGACCAGAGCAGAAUACAGUGGCACUAUUACUUCCCUUGAUCUAGAUGCUAUACUCCUAUUGAUGCAGCCCAGAAUUGCAUUGGCUUUUUAGCUGCCGCAUCACACUGUUGGCUCAUGUCAAGUUUGUGGUCAACCAAGACUCCUAGAUCCUUUUCACAUGUACUGCUCUCAAGCCAGGUGUCACCCAUCUUGUAUUUGUGCCUCUCAUUUUUUUUGCCCAAGUGCAAUACUUCACAUUUCUCCCUGUUAAAAUUCAUCUUGUUUGUUUUGGCCCAGUUCUCUAAUGUGUCAAGGUCGUUUUGAAGUGUGAUCCUGUCCUCUGAGGUGUUAGCCACCCCUCCCAGUUUGGUGUCAUCUGCAAAUUUGAUCAGGAUGCCCUUGAGUCCAUCAUCCAAGUCGUUGAUAAAGAUGUUGAAUAAAACCGGGCCCAAGACAGAACCCUGUGGCAGCCCACUAGUCACUCUUCUCCAGGAUGAAGAGGAACCAUUGAUGAGCACCCUUUGGGUUCGGUCAGUCAGCCAGUUACAAAUCCACUGAGUGGUAGCAUAGUCAAGACCGCAUUUUACCAGCUUCUUUACAAGAAUAUCAUGGGGCACCUUGUCAAAUGCCUUCCUGAAAUCAAGGUAGGCUACAUCCACUGCGUUCCCUUCAUCUACCAGGCUUGUAAUUCUGUCAAAAAAUGAGAUAAGGUUAGUCUGACAUGACUUAUUUUUCAGAAAUCCAUGCUGACUAUUGGUGAUCACAGCAUUCCUUUCUAGGUGCUCACAGACUGUUUGCUUAAUGAUCUGCUCCAGAAUCUUCCCUGGUAUUGAUGUCAGACUGACUGGGCGGUAAUUAUUAGGGUCCUCUCUUUUCCCCUUUUUGAAAAUAGGGACAACGUUUGCCCUCCUCCAGUCUGCCGGGACUUCGCCUGUUCUCCAGGAAUUCUCAAAGAUGACUGCCAGUGGUUCUGAGAUCACAUCUGCCAGUUCUUUUAAUACUCUUGGAUGCAGUUCAUCUGGCCCUGGAGACUUGAAUACAUCUAAACUAGCCAAGUAUUCUUGUACUAUCUCCUUAGUUAUUCUGGGCUGUGUUUCCUCUGCUGAAUCCUUUGCUCCAAAUUCUUCAGGUUGGGCAUUGUUUUCUUUAUCGGAGAAGACUGAGGCAAAGAAGGCAUUGAGGAGUUCAGCCCUUUCUGUGUCCCCUGUUUGCAUUUCACCAUCUUCUCCUCUGAGUGACCCCACUGUUUCUUUGUUCUUCCUUUUGCAACUGAACAAACCCAUAAAAGCCUUUUUUGUUGCUUUUAACCUCUCUAGCAAGCCUGAGUUCAUUCUGUGCUUUAGCUUUUCUGACUUUGUGUCUACACGUGCUGGCUCGUUGUUUGAAUUCCUCUUUGGUGGUUUGCCCCCUUUUCCAUUUUUGUACACAUCCUUUUUAAUCUUAACUCAGUUAAAAGUUCUUUAGAUAGCCACCCUGGCUUCUUUAGGCACCUUCCAUGUUUCCGUCUCAUUGGUAUUGCCUGAAGUUGUGCUUUUACUAUCUCCCUCUUAACAAACUCCCAGCCAUCAUGAACUCCCUUUCCUUUUAGUAUUACUGUCCAUGGGAUCUCACCCAGCACUUCCCUAAGUUUUAUGAAGUCGGCUUUCUUAAAGUCAAGAAAUUGAGUCCUAGUAUGCUUGGCUGCUCCUUUCCGCUGUAUAGUAAACUUCAGAAGAGCAUGAUCACUCGCGCCUAAUGAUCCUUCCACUUCUACCCCACUAACCAGGUCAUCAACAUUGGUUAGGACCAGAUCUAAAAUGGCUGUUCCUCUUGUUGCUUCUCCCACUUUCUGGACAAUGAAGUUGUCUGCAAGGCCAGUGAGGAAUCUGUUUGACCUUAUGCCCUUGGCUGAGUUUGACAUCCAACAAAUAUCCGGGUAAUUGAAGUCCCCCAUUACUACUAUCUCACUUCCUGUUGCAUGCUUGGCCAUCUGUUCCAGGAAGGCAUCAUCUAUGUACUCCGUUUGGCUUUGGGAUCUAUAGUAAACGCCCACAAUGAGGUCACUGUUAUUCUUCUCUCCCUUAAUUUUGACCCAAAUGCUCUCACUUUGGCUUUGAGGUUCUAAAUCUUGGAUCUCUUCACAGGUAUACACAUCCCUGACAUAUAACGCCACUCCUCCUCCUUUCUUGUCUGGUCUGUUUCUCUGAAAUAGAUUGCAUCCCUCCAUUAUUACAUUCCAAUCGUGGGACUUAUCCCACCAGGUUUCAGUGAUGCCUAUUAUGUCAUAUUUAGUUUGCUGUACCAAGACCUCAAGCUCAUCUUCUUUAUUUCCCAUGCUUUGUGCAUUAGUGUACAGACAUUGAAGUCCAUUAAUCAUUCCCCCGUGUCUCUUAUUUAAGGAUUUUUUCCUCCCACCACUAGGUCUGCGUGCUGUUUGCUCCAUUUGGUCUAUGACAUUUGGAUGAUCAUCUUCAUCAAUUGAUAGACUCCUACCUUCAGGAGCACUGUCUCCCUCCCCACAUUAGUCAGUUUAAAGCCCUCCUGAUGAGGUUUCUGAGAUUUUUGGCAAAAACAUUCCUCCCAACCGUUGUGAGGUGCAGCCCAUCGCUUGCCAGAAGUCCAUCUUCAAGAAACUGCAAUCCGUGAUCUAAGAAUCCAAACCGUUCCUGUUUACACCAUUUGCGAAGCCAGCUGUUCACUUCCACUAUUUUUCCCUCUUUCCCUGGGCCACGUCGUUCAACUGGGAGGGCAAAUGAGAUGACAAUUUGUGCAUUUAAUUGCUUCAAUUUCCUGCCCAGAGCCUCGUAGUCUCUUUUGAUCUUCUGGAGGCUAUUGCUUGCAGUGUCAUUGGUUCCCACAUGAACCAAGAGGAAGGGGUAUUUGUCAGUGGGUUUUAUGAUUCCUUGCAGUCGUUCAGUUACAUCUUGGAUCUUAGCCCCAGGGAGACAGCACACUUCCCGAGACAUCUUGUCAGGCCCACAGAUCACUGCUUCUGUUCCCCUCAGUAGGGAAUCCCCUAUCACCACUACACGCCUCCUCUUAGGUUUGGUUGGGGUUCUUCCGUGAGCUGUCCGUUCCAAGGUCGCCUGCACAUUCCCUGAGGACUGACUUUGCUGCUCGUCUUCAUAUACCUUAUCGACUGUAAUGAGGGAGAGAUCCUCAAAUGGAGUCUGCUCUUCGUCUUCCAUGCUAGGGGAGAGGACCUCAAAGCGAUUGUGUAUUUCUAAACAAUCAGAGGGAACCCUGGGCCUCCUACUUCUUUGAGUAACGUUUCUCCAUAUAUCUGGCUCCUGUGUUGGUGAACUAGCCUCCUUCUCAGGGGAUUCCCCUGUUUCCUCCUUGGUGGAGACGGUGUGCUCUGUUGCUUCCAAGAAGAGCUCCAGCUCUCUAAUUCUUUGGAGCAUAGCUACAAGUUCCUCCAGUUGCUGGACUUUGUCUUUUAAGAGGGAAAUCAACAUGCAAUUGCUGCAGGUAAAGCUGCCUGCAACCUUUCGCAAGAUGGCAAACAUUGCGCAGGAACCGCAGGCGACUGCAGCUGUUCCCUCCCCCUCCAUCUUGAGAAUGUGUCGUUGGGGGUGGCUACAGCGGUCCUCCAUCAUAAAAAGCGUGAAGACAGGACAAAUAACUCCCCCCCAACCUCUUCCUUUCUUCCAUGUGGCAAAGCAUUCGAGAAAACAGGACUGAGGACCAGGUCCCGACAGCACACAGGCAGCUUUCCACUUACAGUUGUCUCCUUCGAAGUCUUAUUUUGAGGCCUUAUUUUGCCAUGCAUAUUUCUAAAGCUGAGGCUCUGAAGCACAAUACAGAGUUCUUAGUUCUUCAGCAUCCGCAGUGCGUUAUUGCAGGCAUGUCCAACUUCAAGUAGGCUGUGAUCUACUAUCUACUAUUAAAAACUGGCAGUGAUCUACCACACUCCCAUUGUCAUUCUUCAGCUUCUUUGCUUUAGGGGCAAGGGGUAAAGCGUUGUUGGUGGCCAGGAAAAACCCCUUUCUUUCCUUAGCAUGGAUUUGUGGUCGAUUCCAUCGCCUUCUUCCACGUAUCGCCAAGGCGGCAGCUACAGGCAGCUCUGUAUGGAGGAGGGAGGAAAGGCAUACUCCUUUUAUCCAGCCUCAUCCCGAAUAUGGAAUAUCGGCACCCCCGGGAUCCACUUUCCUUUUUCCCCGAGGGGGACCGCUGCACCCUCAACCCGCCACACGAGCGCAGCCCUGCAUCACUCAGUGAAGGCAGCCCAGCCGAGGGCAGCUUCAUUAGCAGAGUGAAGUGAGAGAGGCGUGUGCUCUGGAGCUCACGGGAUGGUGAAAGCGAAGGUGUAGCUUGCUCCCUCCCACAGCUGAGCCCUGAACAAAGGCUGCCUAGCCAUAGUGUGAUCAACCAAAAUCCAUCCUGCGCGAUCAACUCGUUGGACAUGUCUGCAUAGUGGCUUGUGCAAUGCACCAUCUUGCCACUAGGUGGUGCUGUGAAUCCACAUGCCAUAGCUAGGCUAGGCAUUCUCUUUCAUAGAUGAGCAUGUAUUGCUUGUUCUCUUUCCUCUGUAGCUGUGGUGCCUCAGGGAAAUGUUAAAUAUCAGGGCCAGAGAGCUAGUGUUAUUCACAUUUCCCGUGAGCUUUAUUGCAAUGUUCAGUUCAGUGCUGUUUCAUUGUCUGGGGAAGUGAGGUCAAGGCUAAGAGGAAAAUCUAUUGCCUGCUUUGUCUGAAGUAGGUUUGCAGCCAUUUGUGCUGCAUGGGUGGGAACCCAGGUGCUGGGCAGGGGUUGGUCCUCAGGGCUGCGCUGGCAUCACCUAUGGGAACACUUUCUCCUCCCUUGCUGCCACUUCUGCAUUAGCUACACACCUGUAGUAUCCUCUCUCAUUUUUUACUGAACUUCAGUUACUCCUGGUUUUCACUGGCUUGCCACAAGUAGGUAUGUGAUGUUGAGUGUUGUGGCUCUUCUUUCCUUGGGUUACAGCAGUCUUCUCCAGCCUGAUGCUCUCCAGAGACCAUUACUCCCAUCAUCCCUCGCCAUGCUGGCUAAGGCUGAUGAGUCUCACGACACCUGAAGGGCACCAGGUUGGGGGAGAUUGGAUUAAAAGUAUGCAGAGAUUGAUGCAUGUGACAAGGGCAAUCUAUCCAUUGUCUUCUGUCUCAGGAGGAGACAUGAUUCUGCUCAAUUUCUGGCAAAGUAAUGUUGAAAAGGGAACACAUUUUUGUCUUGAGUGAAGUCUUGUGAACCAUUGGAAUUAACUCUGGCCAGUCAAGCAAAGGCCCAUUAAAUCCCUCCUUCAUUAGACCUUGGUAUCAGGACUCUAUCAGAAGUUGCUCCCAGUGAAACCCAAGAUCCAGGCAAAUGGGGAGUGACCCAGCUCAGGUGAAUGAGGAGCCUUGUGAAAGCCUCUGCUACUCUUGACAUGGGAGGGUGGAAGCUUUGAAGAGCCUUUGACCUGCCUCCAUGAGUGAACAGCUAAGAUGUGCAUUAGGGAAAAGGCUGUGUGUAAACCUCCAUUGUUGUUCUCACUGCAUGCAGCAGGUUGGAAGUCUGACUUUGUGCUUGUGUCCUGGCUUUAUGUGGGGAGAAGCAGCUGUGAUGCAUAAUCAGAAGGGCCCUAGGAAUGUGGGUCUCUACUGCAAGCCAAACGGAAAGUCCUUAGGCCACCAGUUGUUAUCUUUCCCUGUCUUGAAUCCUUUGUUGGAACUUGCACCAGCAAAGGACCCAUCAAAUAGGAGGGGCACUUCAGUAGAUUUGAGUGCUGGCCAUACAAAAAAAUGGUGUGAAGCAGCAUUCUUUGGGCAGUAGGUGCUGGUGGGGCAGGGGGAGGCAUUUUCCCCCUUCUAACCUUUUAUCUGUCUUUGGCAUUUAAUAAAAAACCAAGCUCCAAUCCCAUGAGGUUGAGAAGAGAGUAUGUGUGUUGGGAGGGUUCUUUUGACAUUAUGUUUUCUCUGUCAACGUUUAUGAUGAGAAUUGUGUAUUGAAGCAGUAAGCCUGUGCCAAAGUGUGAACAUAGGCAUAGGCUGGUGCAGUCUCUUCCAGAAUUGGGCACAGCGGUUUCUUUUUUCUUAACCUGUUAUUAGCUAUUUAGCAUCCAUCAGCAGAGGAAGUGUACCAUUGCAGGGUGGUGGCCUGAUAGAUGAACAGAUCUGGACAAAGCAGCAUGGAAAGCACAGAGGCUGCAUGGAUUUGCAACGUGUAUUAUUGUCUGUGUGUAGAGGGGCUGCCACUUUGAUUUGUAUCCUGGGCAAUUUAGGAAGAAGUUUCAUCAGAAAAUUCACCAAGUAAUCCUCCUAUCUACCUUACCAUUUUUCCAUUAUGCUAGACAGGUCUCCCCCUCCCCCCAGUUUCCUGUCUGUCUCUUUACAUUAAUCAUCAGUAUUUAAACAAAGCCUCAAUUUAGUACUUCAAGUGCCAUUGUAGUGAUGUAUCUGAAGCUGGUGUUCAGUCAGUGUGCACACUGCUCUGGAAGGUUGGGAGACCCUCUGGAGAUGAUAUUUUUUGGAGGGAGUGGAACUCUAGGAGGAAAAAAGGGCACAUCCCAUUUCACAAGUGGAAAUCAGAGGGCACCACUGGAUGCCAUGAAGGUAAUUGCAGAUCUUUAAAAAUCACCAGGGAUAUAAACAGAGGAGAAGAUUUGUAAGACACUGGUUUGCAUUCAGCGCAGCACUGUGGCUAAACUUCCAUCAGUUCAAAGAUUUCUCUUGCACAACAGGACCUUCUCCCACUCUCUUCCCCCAUGCCCCCUUAAAUCUGUUCUGGGCUCCCCCCAAUUUGUCAGCUUGGGGUACACGUGGAAGGGGAGUUUCUUUGUGCUAGCAGAAUUAUUUGCACUGGCUUUAGUUAAAUAUGGCUCAUGAGUUUUUUGGAGUUUCCAUAGGUUACACUUGAAUUGGGUGUUGAAUUGUACAAGAAAAGCUAUAAAGAAGCCCAUGCCGAGUUUUAUGAGCUUCCAGCCUCCCAUGUUAAGAAGUGAGGUGUUGUGUUUUGCACCAACUACAUUCUGUACAGCCAUCAAGACCUGCUCUGUACACCGCACUGUACAGUUCCACAGAGGCUUAUAAAAAUAAAGGAAGUAGAAGGGCUGGGAUAAGUUUAAGGGUACAAAUUAGUGGUCAGCUAAAGCAAGAGAGAACUUGGAUGGUUGGAAGGAUGCCAAGAUUGCCUUAUGGUUUCAUGGAGGAGAGGAUAGUAAAUUGCAGGGAGAGGAUUUGCAUUUGGGCUUCAAAUCCUUGACUUCCCCACCCCCUCCCCUUUCUAUGUUAUUUAAUAGCAAGGUCUCCAUGAUUAAUAGAGCUGAACAGUCUUCUUAUUGUGUCUGAUGUGACACCUGUGAGCACACUUUCUCUCCUUCAUCCUUUAAAUCUGGGCCCAGCAGCAGCUGCAUCUGGCACCACUCUUCCACAUUUUUGUUUUUAGAGCUCAUUGGCUAAUCCCUGCCUGGAACUAUGUGGGCCAGAAGGAGCAUGGUGCAGCAGUACAGAUGCAUGCUAUGCCAAAGGGACCAGGGAACUGUUUGCCCCUGUCUCUUCCCUUGGGACUAGGGCCAGAUUUAUUAGACAGGAGAGCUGUUUGCAUUAUGAGGCGCCACCGGGACUGCUGUGUCUGGUGUAAUACGGAGAGCUGUUUUGUCCACUGCUGAGGCCUUUCACAUCUUUUUCCCUCCUUCCUAGGAACUCUAGCUCCAAGGCUGUGCCCCAGAUGAGAAGAAUCCUAGCUGCAGAGCAGCUGGGGCUUUGCAGGGUGUGAUGACAGCCUCAGUUCUGGCUUUGGCAGAGCUGUAUGUUCUCUGAUGGGUUGGGCUCUGAGCCAACGCAUCUGUUGGAAGGACAGAUGGGAUAUCUGGUCCUAGAAGACACUGAGCAGCUGGCUGCUAGGUGUACCUUCUGCAGGGGCAUCCUUCGUGGGUCACCUGCCUGCUGCACCUUUGCUCUGUUCUAUCUCCUCCCUAAUAUUCUGUCCUCCCUAAUAUCCUGUUGCCUACAUUCAGAGUGUCUUUGGUUCUUUAGACCUAUCCUGGCUCUGUUUCUUUCCUGCCAAAGAAAAGGAGAGAGCAGGAUCAGGAUCAGCCCAAUACAUUUUUUCUAUCUAGAUCAGGGGUCCCCAAACUAAGGCCCAUGGGACUCAUUUAUCCGGCACCCUGAGACCCCUGCCGCCCGCUGUCACCGCCCGCUCUUACCGGCACUGCACUGCUGCCCACUUCUGGGUUGGAGGAGCAACGGAAACAGCUUGUGCGCAUGUGCAAGCGUUAUUUGCGGUGCACAUCUGGGUUGGAGGAGGCCCGUGCACAUGCACACAAGCUAUUUCUGGUGCUCCUCCGACCCGGAAGUGCGCCAGAAAUAGUGUGUGCGCAUGUGUAUGGGCACACACUCCCCCGCCCUCUGGCCCACCACGUGAUUGUCGCUGGAGACACUGGCCCAAGGCGUGGUAACUUUGCUGACCCCUGAUCUAGAUUGCAAAAUUCAGAUGGCGCCACCUUCCCACUAAUUAGCUACAAAGUUACUGUACUGUCAACCUUACUGUAUGCUUGUGAAACAUGGACCACUUAUAAACACCAUCUCCAACCCUUGAAAGAUUCCAUCAAUUCACAUCACUUGGGAAGACAGGCAAACUAAUGCCAGUGUACUGGAAGAAGCAAAGAUCACCAGUGUCAAAGCAAUGAUUCUUCAACAGCAACUUGGUUGGUCUGGUCAUGUUGUUCGGAUACCUGAUUCUCAUCUUCCAAAGGAGCUACUCUAUUCCAAGCUUAAAAAUGGAAAGGGGUUCAAAGACUGUCUCAAGGCAAAUGUUUCAAAAAUGUAGUAUAAACACCUACAGCUGGGAAACACUGUCCUGCAAGCACUCCAGUUGGAGAACAGCCUUUACCAAAGGUGUCUUAGGUUUUGAAGACACUCAAACUCAGGACGAAAGGGAGAAACAUGCAAAGAGAGAAGCACGUUUGGCAAACCCUCACCAUGAUCAACUCCCGCCCGGAAACUUAUGUCCACACUGUGGAAGUACGUGUGGAUCCGGAAUUGGCCUCUACAGUCACUUACAGACUCACUGUUAAAACUGUGUAUAUGGAAGACAAUCUUACUCUGUUACAAGUGAUCGCCAAAGAAGAAGAAUUAGCAUGGGCCACCCCAUGCUCUUUCUCAAUCCUCAGUCGUUUCUGUGGUGCUUGUACAGGACUACUGCACAAUUGAUGGUACUUUGGGGUCAAUCUUAUGCCCUGAGACCUGUGGGUAUAGGGAUGUAUACAAAUUUUAAUAAUAAGAAUGGGAGGUAUACAAAUUUUAACAACAACAAUAAAUUGUGUGCCUCCACUCAUCCGUCUUUGACAUCCCAAAUCCGUCACCCUGAGGUGGUCACCACCCUGCGGCGGGAUAGGCAGAUGGACAAAAUAGGCGGAUAUAGCAAAGAGGAAAGCAGUAGACAGGCAACAAGGGUCAAGGGAAAGCAACAUAGCCACACCUUAAAAGAGGAGCUUAGCACAAUGUCUGACUGCCAUCCUGUGUUCCCAUCAUCCUGUGUGUGCCAGGGAGCCAUGGCCAAUCAAAUAAUGCAGAACCCUCUGUUUUUUGUGUGGAAACUGUCAGUGGUAGGUGACUCUUAACCUGUACAAUGGGUUACAUUGCACCCAUACAAAACCAAAGGGUUCUGCAUUCUCUGUUCUCCAUUCAGGGAAGUAAGAGACAUUAUCCCAGUACAAGAACUCCUUGCAGUCAGGCAGGAGCACUCAAAGUGGGGGAAGAGCACUUCCGGGGUGAAAUGUAGUCUAGGGAGAGGCACAAGAGCUGUAGAGGUGCCUGGAAGCGGCUGCAUUUGGCUGUCUGGGCUUGAGGUUCCCCUGUCCCGAUUGUGGUGUAUUCAUCUUUGUCUUCACACCUCUUCCACCACUCUCAAGAUCUUAAGCUGGCUGUACAGGCUUCACUUUUAUUUUUGCAUGUUUUGUAUCCUGGUUUCAGAGGAACUACAACAACAGAGUCUUGCUUUAGCAUGUACAGUGGUACCUCAGGUUACAUACGCUUCAACUUACAGACUCCACUAACCCAGAAAUAGUGCUUCAGGAUAAGAACUUUGCUUCAGGAUGAGAACAGAAAUCGUGCUCUGGUGGCGCGGCGGCAGCAGGAGGCCCCAUUAGCUAAAGUGGUGCUUCAGGUUAAGAACAGUUUCAGGUUAAGAACGGACCUCCGGAACGAAUUAAGUACUUAACCCGAGGUACCACUGUGUUUAACCCUCUUGUUACACAAUUACAGAACCUUGCCUCUUGGCCCAUCUAGCUCAGGGUUGUCUAUACCAAGGAUAGAGAACUUGUGCUACUGCAGAAGGUAUUGGGCUCCAACUCCCUCCCCUCCUACCCAACCAGCAGAGCCAGUGGUCAGAUAUGGUGGGGGUUGUGGUCCAGCAGCAACAGCUAGAGGGUACCGGGUUCCCCAGUCCUUGUCAGCACUGACUGGUAAUGGCUCUUUGGGAUUUCACAGCAAUCUUUCUGAGGCAGCCCUGCUUGGAGAUGCCAGGAAUUGAACUUGAGAGAAGGCUCUCCUCCACUGAACCAUGGUUUUUCCUGGUACAUGGGAAGUCAGAAAAGGCAAGUCUUGCCCUGCAGAGAUUAUGGUCUAAAUAUCAAGGGCUGGGGAAAUAACAAAAGGGAGGCUUGGGAGAACUGAAAGAAGGAAAAUUACGAGGGAUCACAAUCUCUUCUCUCCGACCCUGGGUCAGGCUGGGACAUGAGCACAGCCCUGCCAGAAACAUCCAGCCGCUACCACCACUGAUCUAAGUGUGGGCUGCAGGCAUGUGUAGCCGUUGACCUUCCGGUACUUUGCCAUAGGAAGAGGGAGCUCUCUAGGCUUGUGUCAUCAGGAAGGCUCAGUAGGUAAGGAGUCCGGGGCCUCUCAUGCUCCUGCUACCUCCCGGCCCUGCCUUCAUCUCACUUUCAGAGCUUCCUUUGGUUAGAUUGCAUCUCCACAGACCUGUUGGCUGAUUGUUGUUUAGUCCACACCAGUUUGCAAAUCCACUGGACUGAGGUGGGGGGGGGCGGAGGGACCCUCACAUUCUCCUAAUUUAAGUGUAAUGCGUGCAUUGAGCAGUGACAGUUAACUUAUCUCCGAGUGCCUUUACCCUAAAUAGCAGUAGUGCUGGGACCACAGUCCACUUCCAUUCUCAAUACGUGAAUGAUGAAGAAGCCCCUUCUGUAGAGAAAUGAGAUUUUCCCAGUCUAGCAGCACUGCUGCCAUAAAUCUCCUGCCGGGUUCACUUUAGCAGCCGCUCUCUCUGUAUACCCCUGAAAUGACAUUAACCAGGAGCUGGAACAGACUCAUACUGUCUGCACUGGAUGGAAAUGUGAUGAAACGCUUGAGCAUCUUGGGAGCAGUUUUGAACCUGGCUCCAUAAUUAGCGCCCAACACGGGGGGGGGGGGGGCGGGGCGACGGGGGGGGGGCUGCCUGCAUAUGAGCAGGAGGCAUUGAUUGCUGCAUCUGUAGACAGGAGUUGGGUUUUGUAGCUCCAGGCGAUGGUUUACACAGGCUCUUCGAGUGUCAGCACUGAUGCUGUAUGGAGAAGGCAGCAACUGUGGAGCCCUGGGGGUAGCCAUUUAUUAGACCCAGGGGAAAUUAACAGGAGUGACUGCUGUAUUUCUGAUGGGUUGGGAGGGGCCAGGAUGGAAGGAGAGAAUAAAUUUCUACUUGAGGAAUUUUUUACCAAGGAGAGAGGGGUUCCACCUCCCUGCCCACCAGGGGGCUGGUCUUCAGGGGUAGAAAAGCACCAACUGCCUGCUGAGAUCUCUGGAGGGAGAUCUCUGGAGGGAGAUCUCUCUACGUGGCACCUUGCUUCGCUUCCUGUCUCAGCAUCUUUUGUUUCCAAAAAGCUCUCUGGCACAGGACAUGUAGAAAUCAUUCGCUUGUGGAAUGCAAGGAGCUGAAGUCACUCUCCAGCCUUCUCUGCUGUGGCUUUUGGUGGGUGGUUCUUGGCUGGGCUUGCUAGGAGGCCAACUUUGAGGUUGAGAGGGGAGAGCGAUUACAGGGCUGUGUGCUUGAGUGCUUUCUUUGACUCGGCAGAGGGCUGUGGAGAAAUGGAGCCAUACUCUGGGAGCAGCCCUAUGUCUUCAGUGACUUCUCUUCAGCACCGAUCCAUCCUCUGCCAGAGUGUCAGCCCACAAAGGGCAGUGUAUUAUGCCACAAUCCCUGCAACCAUGUGUGGCAAGUGGGAGCAAGGCCAGAGAAAAGAGAAGUUCCAUAGUGUAGCACAGUUGCAGCUGACAGUAUCAUGUUCCAUGCAGUUCUGACAGUGUUGUGAGACAGGACAGAGACUCCCCCAAAGACCUUAGCAGUCAGCCAGCAUCAUGCUGGAGAAAGCAGUAGUCCUUAAGCACCAUUCCUCAAAACUAUUUAGAGCGUUCAGUGAUAGCCAGCCUUUUGAACUGAGAUGGAAAGAAUAUAGUGGUCAAGUGAAUGUCACAUAACAUGGCAUUUUAUGCUUUGGAAAAGGAGAAAAGGCUUCCAUCAGUACAGUGGUACCUCGCAAGACGAAUAACGCGCAAGACGAAAGAGUUUUUCGUUUUUUGAGUUGCUUCGCAAGACGAAUUUCCCUAUGGGCUUGCUUCGCAAGAUGAAAAACGAAAACGUCUUGCAAGUUUGUUUCCUUUUUCUUAAAACCGUUAAUACCCUAUGGGAAACUGUGCUUCGCAAGACGAAAAAAUCGCAAGAGGAAAAAACCCGCAGAACGAAUUAAUUUCGUCUUGCGAGGCACCACUGUACUUUGGCUGCAGCAUUCUGCAGCACCUGCAGUUUCCAAACACCUUCCAAAGGCUGCGUCAUGUAGAAUGCGCUGGGAGUAGUUUAACCUGGAUGUGAUGAUGGCAUGGUAUCUGUAAAUUAAGCAGAUAUGGGAUAACCUUCUAACCUGUGUCUUAUACAGAGCUUGUCUUCCCUGGGUUUGCCCUUCCCAAGCUAUAGUAUAUGGGUAGGGGUGGACUAGCUUCAGUGUUUGAAAUUAGCUGCACGCCAGUCACAUUUUGUGACUGGUAACCAACCAUUUGCAACUGGAUGGAGAUGUCUGGGUGCCACCCUUGGUGCCUCGCAUCUCCACUUGCCUGGCUGUAGUCAGCUGGUCUUCCGGGCACAGUGGCAGCAACCCCUGAUUCACCCAGCAGCAAAAGAUAUAAGAUUAGAGAGAGAGAGGGAGAGAAUUUUUUGCUGCCAGGUGAAUCAGGUGUUUGGCGGGAUAGCGCUGUAGGAAAAGACACACAUUUUGCUGCCUUCCUACCUGCAGACUACCUGAUUCGCCCGGCAGCAGGUUUUCCCCCCAUGGGGUUGCCUAGUCUGGCAGUGGGGGUACCAAAAAAAGAGAGAAAGACAUUUUGUUUUGGCACCCACAACCUGCAUCCCAGGAGCCACAUGACUCCUAGCAUUUCUAUCCCAGUUUCUAACACUAGUUUUUUCAGUUUGGGUAGAAAAGGAAUUUUUUUACAUCAGUGAUUGAUCAGUUAAACUUUAAUAUGUUUCCAGAACCCUAGUAAUUAUUAAUCAUUUAUAAAGAGACACUUCCCCCCCCCCCCAAAAAAAAAAUAAUUGUUGGGCACUGUAGAGAUGUUUGAAAAUUGUGAAUUGUCUCUGCCCACAGGCUCACAAUUCAAAAGUAACUGGAAGCAAAGAAAGGAAAUGCAGGUGCCGGUUCUCAAAAGUUAUGCAAUUGUUUUUCUAGAGAUCCAUUGGAAUGGCAGCUGAGGAAGCAGCUUGUAGUGGAGGAAUAGGAAGCAAAUGGCCGUUGAUUCCAGCCAGGCCAACGGUGGAAUCCUUUGUGUGUCUCUUCUCCUUCUGUUGCAGCCUGGUGGAGAUGGAUUUAGUUGGGACAGUGUGGUGAGAUCAAUGAAGAAAGUGGAAGCUAACAUACAAGUUCCUAGCCAAAAGGUGCUCUUGGUUAGAAGGAAGGACCAUCGCCACUGUUUCCUCUCUUCAUUUAUUCCCCUAUGAUACACUGGAACCAAGAUUGCUUCAGAAGCAAACUGGUGUGCUCUCCUUAUUUCACAAACUUGCAAGUUAAAAUUGCCCCCUUGCAAAUUAAUCAGCUAAAGGUUUGGGUUGAUUAAUUUAAACAGAUCUGAGCUAGUAGCCUUAGUCAUUCAGGCAAGCCAAAGGCAAUAUGUCCUAAUUCUGAUGCAUGAUUAGUGGCCUUUACUCCAGCCUUUCUUGGGAAAUAUUUGAGGAAACAGAUUUCAUGACUUUCUGUGCCACCUGCUCCUUUGAGGAAUCAUCUGAAAUGCAGUCAUGCUAGGGAAGCAAGGCUGAAUAGGAUGGUAUCCUUGAUGCACUGAAAAUUCCCCUUAAGGACCUCUAUCAAUACUAAUAAAUACACUGAGUCUUGCUGUUCUGAGCAGUUUGUGUCUAAACAAUAGCUCGGCAUUGCACAUUGUAGCAGGAAACCUGAUUCUGGCUUGAUCUCUUUUCCUCCUGCCAUCUCUAGCUGCUACAAUUUGUUUUCCUCUAUCAGGAAAAGCUGGCUUCCUGGUUCCAGUCUCUGCGCCUUUUCACUUUUCUCUCUUGGGGCAGUUUCAUGCUUGGGACUCUCUUAAAAAAUGAGACUCUAGUUAGACAUCAUGUUACACAUGAACCAUAGUGGAUGAAGAAGAUGGAAUUCUGGGGAUAUCAGAUUUCAAAGUACAUAAAGGGGCAUUUAGAAUUAAGACAUAUUUUUCAGGGGCUAAAAGUAAAGCUGUGUCAGGCGUGGGGCCGGUGGGUUGUGUUGCACAUUGGAUGUGGGGGUGGAUUAAUUUUUUAAAGGAAUUUCAAACAGCAUAUCUAUAUCAUGCAGAAUAGUAGAACUUGAGCUUCCUUGAGCUAGGCAGAUACAGGGUGCUGCUGUGGGGGGGGGCGGCUUUGGUGUUCUUGGGAGCAAUACAUUUUUCAGCAAGUGGCUGAUUGGAAGUGAUUUCUGCAGCCAUGCUAGUCUGAGGUCCUCUGGGGGGCAUCUGGUUUUCUAUCUGCAGAGAGGAAUGGGAUGGGGUGAAGAAGUGUCUCUCCCACAAGGCACCUGACGACCUGCAGAAUACAAGGCCGAGUUCAGUAGCAGCAUGGCUCCCUGGGAACCUUGGUAGGACUUACCGAUUGAGCAUGUAAAAAGAAUUGCUGACUCAACUAUGGCUGCAUGUGUGUGCUCUUGUUUCUCAGUAAAUGGCAGGCAGAGUUGUCAGGUGCGAUCAUGGUUGAAUUCCAAGAAACUUCUUCCGGGUUGGCGCCAUCGACUUCCGGGUUGGCGCCAUCGUUAAUGGCGGAUUCCCUCUGAGUCUCUGAGGGACCAGCUCCGCGGGAUCGGGUCUGACCGCUGCGGCGAAGCGGGGGCCCUUUAAAAAUCACAGGCGGGUGAAGCCUGUGAACGUGGGGACUCGGCGGGCACCUUUUGCGCCCCCCCCAAAUUGCGAAGGGACCCUUUUAAGGGCUCCGGAGCGAGACGGGUGAGCGGCGCAGUGCUGAGAGUAGACUGCUUCUUCUGCGGAGUGAAGCCGCAUAGCCGUUAUCGGAGAGCACUGACUUUUUCCUGGGACAAUUUGACUUUGAAAGCAACUACCCGUGAGUAGGAUUAAAUUGGAUCUAAAGGGGGGGAAAUAAGUUAAUUCGGCACCGAAGCGGGAAGGUAUAAACAGGAAGUCUGCCUUCCUUUCUUGUAAAUAGAUCAAAGCAAAGAGACUAAGCGGAAACUCUGAAAGACGUUUGAAAAAAGACUUAAAUCUCUACAUCAGGAAAGCGAUCUCCCCUCCGGAUUGCAGGAGAGGAGGGGGGAAAGGUUUGAACUGUAUUUAUCUGCAAAAAAAGGGGGGAAAGGAAGCUAAAAUCCAACGCCUAAAACCUGGGAACGGACUGCCCCGAGAUAAGGAAUGCCGCUCUGUGGAAAGCCUAUCGGUAAGCAGAGGACUUUUGACAGCUAACUCUGCAAAAGAGAUACAGUGUUUCUGAACGUCUUCUGGUUUUAAAGUAACUGAUUAAGUGCAACUGAAACUGUUGUUUUUAUAUGAAUUGGGGGACUUAUAAGGACUAUUUUCUUUUUUAAAGUUGCAAGCUUUGGCUGUUACUGUGUCCCCCUAGAGGAGGCUUGACAUUGCUACAAUAACAACUGGGCUAGAGGAAUUUUCCAUUCCAAAACAAAUUUCAGCUGUGGGAUCAACCUUGGAUUCUCAUGAGAGUGUUAUGGCAGAUGGAAGAGGAAAGUUAGAGUUGACGCAGGAAAAAACUACCAGGUCUGGCAGACCCUAUCGGACAGAUACUGCGUUGCAGCGAAGGGCUUCAACAUCUGGUCCUUCUGGACCACUUGGAAUACCAGGGGCUGCACCUCCACAGGUUAAACCAAAAGUUAUGUCGUCCGAAGACGUUUUGGCACAGGCACUUGGAAAAAUUAAUGAAUCUUUGGAAAAUUUGGCUAAACAAGUAGCUGAAACAAAUAAGCAAGUAGCUGAAGCAUCAGUUAAAAUUGACCAGAAUACUACAAGCAUCAAUAAUUUGGGACAGAAGGUGAAUACCAACACAGAGUCUAUUGAAAAAUUACUACAGGAAUCUGCUUCGACCCGAAAGAUAGCUGAAGAAGCAAAAGAUAUAGCAACUGCUACUCAAGAGAAGAUACCACUGGUAUAUAAGCAACUCGAGGACCAUGGUUUGACAUUGUCUAUGAUUGAAUUGAAAGAGAAACAAAGAAAUUUAAGAAUCAGGGCUGUACCAGAACGUGAGAAAGACAAUUUGGCUGAUUUUCUUACGCAGGAAUUCGCAGAUUUCUGGCAACAGGAUUUGGGGAAGGAAGAAUUUAAGAUAGUGAGUGCAUUUAGACUUGGAAGAGGAGGAAGGAGGAACAAGGUGAGAGACUGCUUGAUUACCCUUCGAACAAAAGAGGAGAGAGACAAAAUCUUGAAUCUGCAUUACCAAAAGACUUUGGAAAUUUACGACUCAAGUGUGGAGAUAUUUAAGGACAUUCCAAAACAUCUUUUGGACUUAAGACUCAACUACGGAGAUCUGGUUGCCCUGCUGAGAAGAAAUAGAAUCAUCUUCAGGUGGGAAUUCCCUCAAGGCCUGUCCUUUAAAUAUAAAGGAAGAAAGAUAAAAAUAAGAUCAGCCAAUGACAAAGAUAGGUUUCUGAAGGACCACGGAGAAGAUCUACAGAAAGAAGUGGAAUCCGGAGAAGAGCCAAAAGCACUGGAAAAAGGAAUACUAGAUAUAGCAAACUUAUCUUUUGGAUUGCAUGGUCCAGAGAAAGUGACACCACUGACAGAACAAGAACAGACACUUGGCGCAGUUGGAGGUAAAGCGAAGUAACCCCAUCAUGGCUCUGCAACUGUUAAGUUGGAAUUGUAAUGGUUUGAAUUCUCCUCGGAAAAGAAAAAGUGUUUUUCAUUUAUUAAAAAAGGAACAAUUGGACUUGAUUUGUCUACAAGAAACACAUGUAACAAGGUUACACAGGAAACUACUGAUUAAUAAGAGAUUGGGACAGGAGUUUAUCUCAUCUGACAAAGUAAAAAAAAGAGGAGUUGUGAUAUAUGCAAAGGAGAGACUAUCACCGAAAUUUAUUUUCAAAGAUGACCAAGGAAGAUUUUUGGCAAUUGAAAUUCAAGUUCAAGGAGAGAAAUUUUUGAUAGUAGGAAUUUAUGCACCGAAUGAGGGGAAAUCUGAAUUUUUUAAAAAGUUGCAUGAGACUUUAUUGGAUUAUUUGGAUUACAAUUUGAUUUUGAUGGGGAUAUGAAUGGAGUAGUAUCUACAAACAUGGAUAAGGCACAAAGACAGGUAGUUACCAAGGAUGGUAGACUACUGAAAACAUUUUUCGAGAUGACAGACAAUUUUGACUUAGUGGACACUUGGAGAACAAAGAACCCAUUGGGCAGAGAGGGAACCUUCUUUUCUGAAGCUAAGAUGACAUGGACUAGAAUUGACCAAAUAUGGGUAACUAGAGGAAUGGCACCAAAGAUAAAGAAAGUGGAAAUCUGCCCAAAAACCUGCUCCGACCAUAAUGCGGUAAGGAUGGAGUUGAAGCUAACAUCAACUGGCUCCUUCAGAUGGAGGAUGAAUGACACCCUAUUUAGAGAUGAAGAAGUGUAUAAAAAGGCCCAAAAAACCUUGAGAGACUAUUUUGAAAUAAAUAUGAAUACUAAUGUAGAAAAAAGAGUAAUCUGGGACGCAAGUAAAGCUGUCAUGAGAGGGUUUCUGAUACAACAGAAUGCAAUAAAGAAGAGAAGUCAAAAUGAGAAGAAAGAUAAAAUUUUGGGGAAAAUAAAAGAAAGUGAAAAGAAAUUGAGAGCAAAACCAAAGUCGCAGGAGAUUUUGAGAGAAAUAAAGUUAUAUCAAGUACAAUAUGUGGAAAUGAUGAAUCAGGAAAUAGAAUGGAAAAUUAAACAAAUGAGACAAAAACAUUUGAAUCAGCUAACAAAUGUGGGAAAUUGCUGGCCUGGCAAAUGAAAAAAAGACAAAAAUUAAAUACUAUUACAAAUUUAGAAAUGGAAGGAAAGAAUAUACAUAACCCAACUGAGAUUAGAAACUGUUUCCAGAGGUAUUUUAAACAACUAUAUACACAAGGGCCACAGAAAGAAAUGGAUAUAGACCAAUUUCUGAAGACAAAUGGAUUACAAAAAUAUCCCAAGAAAGUAAAUUAAUGUUGAACUAUAAAAUAUCUGAACAGGAAGUAGAAGGUGCCAUUCAAAACAUGCAAUUAGGCAAAUCUCCAGGACCGGAUGGGCUGACUUCUAGAUAUUAUAGAUCUUUGAAAGAGUGGUUAUUACAACCUUUAAAGGAAGUCUGCAAUGAAAUAUUGGAAGGGAAAAGGGCACCAGAGUCUUGGAAAGAGGCGUACAUUACACUUACACCGAAGACAGAGACUGAAAAGACUCAGCUUAAGAACUACUGCCCCAUAUCGUUACUUAAUGUGGAUUACAAAAUUUUUGCAGACAUUUUGGCCAAGAGAUUGAAAAAAGUAUUGAUGGAAGAUAUUCAUAAAGACCAAGCGGGCUUUCUCCCGGGAAGACACUUGUCCGAUAAUUUGAGGAAUAUAAUUGAUAUUUUGGAAAAACUAGAAGUGAACAUAAAUACUAAAGCAGUUUUGAUAUUUGUGGAUGCGGAGAAAGCUUUUGACAAUAUCUCUUGGAGUUUUAUGAAGAAGAACCUACAGGGCCAAGGUUUUGAAAACGGUAUAAGUGCAAUUUAUUCAGAACAAAAGGCUAAACUAAUUGUAAAUAAUGUGGUGACGGAAGAAUUUAGGAUAGAAAAAGGGACAAGACAAGGUUGCCCAAUUUCCCCAUUGCUUUUUAUAUCGGUCCUGGAGGUUCUGCUGAACAUGGUUAGAAAGGACCAGUUGGUUAAAGGUAUACAGGUCGGAGCCAAACAGUACAAAUUGAGAGCAUUUGCAGAUGGCUUAGUAUUGACGUUACAGGAGCCAGAAUCUAGUACCAAAAGAGUUUUAGAACUGAUUGAAGAAUUUGGUCAAGUUGCAGGAUUUAAGUUGAAUAAGUUAAAGACCAAGGUUUUAGAGAAAAAUUUAACACCAAUGGAGAGCGAGAGGUUUCAGAAUGAGACAGGUUUAACAGUGGUUAAGAAAGUUAAAUACUUGGGGAUUAAUAUGACAGCAAAAAAUGGGAAUUUAUUUAAAGACAAUUAUGAAAAAUGCUGGGCUGAAGUGAAAAAAGAUUUAGAAAUUUGGUCAAAUUUGAAGCUUUCACUGCUGGGCCGUAUUGCUGCGGUAAAAAUGAAUGUAUUGCCUAGAAUGUUGUUUUUGUUUCAAACACUGCAAAUUGUGGACAAAAUGGACUGUUUCAAGAGGUGGCAGAGAGAUGUUUCUAGAUUUGUCUGGCAGGGCAAGAAGCCUAGAAUAAAAUUUAAAAUAUUAACAGAUGCAAAGGAGCGAGGUGGAUUUGCCCUGCCAGACUUUAAACUUUACUAUGAAUCAGCAGCUUUUUGCUGGUUGAAAGAAUGGUUGCUUCUUGAAAACACAGACAUUUUGGAUCUAGAAGGGUUCAACAAUGUAUUUGGAUGGCAUGCAUAUCUGUGGUAUGAUAAGGUCAAAGCACAAAGCAUUUAAAAAUCACAUUGUCAGGAAAGCAUUGUUUAAUGUCUAGUUAAGAUACAAGGACUUAUUGGAAAAUAAAACUCCAAGGUGGCUGUCACCGAUGGAAGCAAAAGCUCAGAAAAAGCUCAAUAUGGAGGCCAAAUGGCCGAAAUAUUGGGAAAUUUUGGAACAAGACGGAGAUAGACUGGAAUUGCAGAGUUUUGAGAAAUUAAAAAACAAAGUGUGAGAUUGGCUUCAUUAUGAUCAGAUAAUGGAGGCAUAUAAGUUGGAUAAGAAAAUUGGCUUCCAGGUGGAAAAAUCAAAAUUAGAAACAGAACUAUUAGAACCCAAAACUAAGAUUUUGUCAAAGAUGUAUAACUUGCUGUUGAAAUGGAAUACUCAGGAUGAAACGGUGAAAUCUGCUAUGAUUAAAUGGGCACAAGAUGUUGGACAUAACAUAAUGAUGGCUGACUGGGAACAGUUAUGGACCACAGGUAUGAAGUUUACAGCAUGUAAUGCCUUAAGAGAGAAUAUUAUGAAAAUGAUAUACAGGUGGUACAUGACCCCAAUCAAGCUUGCAAAAAUUUACCAUUUGCCCGAUAACAAAUGUUGGAAAUGUAAAGAAACCGAAGGUACAUUCUUUCACCUUUGGUGGACGUGCCCAAGGAUUAAGGCUUUCUGGGAAAUGAUAUACAAUGAACUGAAAAAGGUAUUUAAAUAUACCUUCCUGAAAAAACCAGAGGCCUUUCUCCUGGGCAUGGUCAGCCAAAUGGUGCCAAAGAAGGAUAGAACUUUUUUCAUGUAUGCCACAACAGCAGCAAGAAUACUCAUUGCAAAGUAUUGGAAGACACAAGAUCUACCCACUCUGGAAGAAUGGCAGAUGAAGUUGAUGGACUAUAUGGAACUGGCAGAAAUGACUGGCAGAAUCCGAGACCAGGGAGAAGAGUCGGUGGAAGAAGAUUGGAAGAAGUUCAAAGAUUAUCUACAGAAAUAUUGUAAAAUUAAUGAAUGUUAGAACGAUGUUGGAUAGAAAUUAAGUGGUUUCCAGCUGUAAUGCUUUAAGGGAAUAUGAAAAAUGGAUUGUUAAGAGGUAAAAAUCUAACGUUACUAUUUUAAGACCAAAGAUUAGGACAAAUAAAGAGGGUAAGGAUUUGCUGAAACAACAAACUGAACUGGAAUACAAAAAAGGGAGGUAUGAGGAGGUCCGGGAAACAAGCUAAGGAAAAAUAAGCAAUGGAAAAAUUGAGUGGUUUUUAAUCAUUUUUAUUUUGUAUUUUCUUUUUCUUUUUCAUUUUUUAUUGUAAUAUUUAAAAAAAUCUUAAUAAAUGUCUUAUUAAAAAAAAAAAGAAACUUCUGCUUUUUCAUUUUUUAGUGAGUGAGUUUUUGUCCUUUAUAGAGCUAAGCUGAAAGGAUGUUGGCAAUGUCUGCUGGAGCUUCUGGUGUUUAGAGAGCGGCAUCCCAGUAAUCUGUGUGGCACUGGCCAAGCUGUGUCUUCUUCACGGCCCCAAUAUGCUCCUUUGUUGCUGUUUCUUCUCUCGAUGCUGCCACACGUUGGGCAUUUGGGGAAGGCUGAGCUGAAUACCUGUUCUCUCCUGCUGCUUGCAUUGUGGUUUUCUGAUGUUUUCUGAUUUUAAGCUCCCGUGCAGUGCUGUAGGUUAUAUUUUAAUGUAUUUGUUUUUUAAUUGAAUUUGGCUGUGCACCGCCCAGGGAACCUUUGAGAUGAAGGGUAGGUUAUGAGUGGAAGAAAUAAAAUAGAGGGUAUAUAUAAAAUACCGUACUACUGUUUGCCAAGAAAUGUCAGCUCAUGUUGCUGAAUUUGCAUUCUGCUUCUGUUCUUACUGUGUGGCUAUCUAUUUACAUAACCUGGGUAAGGAUUUUGGAGUUUUUGUUGUGGAAACCUUGUGCUUGAUAAACCCUCCCCUGCCCACCAAACUGCUAGGUGUUGAGCUCUAAAUCAAAGUGUAGGAGCUGGUUGAAUUUGGUCAAAUGCAUCCAUUCCUGGGAAAGACUGACUGAGCAACAGUGCUGAAAUCCUAUCCAGUAAGCAUUGGAAAUCCAAAUAUCCCUUUGCAACCAUGAGAUUUGAUAACUUGUGCUUUCAUUCUUAAGGAAACAGUAACUUGGAAGCUUAGUUUCUUGAGGUACCAGGGUGCAUAUUUAUGGAAUAAAAAUGUGAAUGCUUUGGCCUCCGAGCGCCCUCGGCGGUGACAUUGAACGCCAGAAAUAGAGAGUGGUGUUUAAUCCAUGAAAGUGUUGAGGAAGGCAAGCUAUUACAAUGUGAAAAGAAGUCUGUAGGGGCCACUCUCACGCAUCCUCCAAAGAGGAAUGAGCAGAGUUCAAGGAAAGCUUUUAAGUAUGUUGUGUUCCAGACAGUUCUGUGGCUCAGCCCCCCACCCCCCUGAAGCUGCUUCCGUUCUCCUAGCUCACGUCUUAAAAUGCCCCAUCUCUGCUUUGAAUAGGGUGUGUGCUAAGAAAUCAGGUGGUCUGUUAGCAUAUCUUUUGGGAUGGUUCCAAGAAUGACAUCAUUUCUGAUGCCCCAAAAGGAGGACUGUGGGGGACAGGCAGCUCCAAGCCCCAUCUACCCAUUGCUACUGCAUUAACAUCUUCCACGCUGGGUUGGCGGCAUACACCUGCCUUGAGCAAGGGGGUGGGGUCAGGUGUCACAGGAGACUUGCCAAUAAUGGAAUAAUCAGCCUCCACUGACAGCUUGUCAGGGCUGACACCCCCGCUUCCUAGCCUGCCAAGUUGAUGCCUGACACAAAGAUGGGCUUGGGAGGGGGAAGCAGGUCAGGGCUCUGCGCACAGCUCCUUGUUUGCACCACCCACAAAGAAACUUCACUGUUGUGCUGUCACGUUGGUGUGGAGCAUGAAACCUAUUGGCUAAGGAGUUUGCAAAGGGUGGUUGUGUCUCUGGAAGCAGAGUCUGCGGUAAAGGUGAUACUGUACAGCACAGGGGGAGGAGGGAGCCCCUUGAUACCAAAGAUAAAAUAUUUUAAAAUACAACCGCUCACAUUUUCUUACUUACGUCUGCUUGUUAAUGCUUAUAUGUGGACAUCCUACAGAGGUUUGUUGGGUGAUUUCCCUUUAAGUAGGCCCCACUCGUUGCCAGAGGGAUGUUUGAGUCCCUGACUAACCCUUCCUCAUUCAGGAUCAUGUGCAGGUGUAUGUGUUUUUUGUGUUUUGUCCCUUUUUCUGCUCCAUCAGUGCAGCAGAACCUCUUGUGUUCCAUGCUGCCUGUAUAAUUUCUGCAGUGAUGGAGAAAAAGAGAAGUAUUGGACCAUAGAAAUUAGGGGUGCAAUCUCAGUUGAAUUGUGCUGCCCACCUAUUAUUACGGAAUGGUAGGACAUUUGUGACUAUCUUUGGCAGGAUUUCAAAUCCACUCUUAUCUAGAGCCUGGCGAUUAUAGCUUUUAAAAAUGCAAAUAGAAUAUCCCUUGAAAUCCGACACACAUUUUCAGGGAGCCUGGGCCUGGGUCAAACACCUGCCUGGAUCUUGCUUAUAUUUAUUUAAUGUCUCACGUGUGCAUUCUGCCCUUCCUUCAAAAGGGCCAGGGCAGUAUGUCUGUGGUUGUCUCAUUUUCUCCUUGCAACAACCCAGUGAAGUAGGCUAGGCUGAGAAAAUGAUUUCUGGCUGAAAUAGUCAAGAGGGCAUUCUACGAUAACCUAAGGCAGGCCUGCACCACUAUCCUAGGCAGGCAGUACAAGUGCCUGGGUGGACUGAUCUCUGAUGGGCUGGCCUGCAUAGCCAGUGACGGCUGCAUUCUGCUUACUUGGCCGCAGGUCAUUGUGGAGGCAUGGCCUUGCGAGAGACAUGGGACUGGGAAGAAAGUGACCCCUGGCUUCUGCAAGGUCCAUGUCUAGAUGGAGCAGAGUCUCCCUUGAGGAGCCAUGUGCAGUUGAGCCCAAAUUGCCCCACCCUUAUAAGAAGGGAGACUUUGGAAGGCAGCUCUGGGAGUCCACAGAACAGCAGCUGCUACCAACAACCUUUUCCAUCUACUUCAUGACUCCAGUCUUCAGGAAGGAUGAACCAUGCUUUCUGCAGCACCUGCUAUUUGUCUCUCUCUCUCUGUGUGAGCACCAUGCUUUUUCUCUCAGUACAAAGACUCUUUAAAUAUUUAAGCAGCGGCAAAGCUGCUCAUGCUGUUUAAUAAAUCAUAGUGACCUGAAACUGCUGCCUUGCCUAAGGGGAGCUCCAGAGCAAGGUGGCUCACACUGCUGCUGGUCAUAGCAAGACAGAGAGGACAGAAAGGGAGCAGGCAGGGGAAAGGACGUGCAAAGAGCUUCUGCACCAGGCUGACUGGGAGGGAAGCCCUUUGAAGCUGCGCGCACACACACACACACACACACACACACACAGAGGCACCCCCACCCACACACUUUGGUUCCAUCCUUCAUAAAAUCAUAGAAUUGUAGAGUUGGAAGUCCCACCUCUUGCAGUGCCCCCCCGGAUUAAGCCCCGGGAUUAAUGCCUGGACCUGACCACGGUGCUGUUGUCUUCUUGCUCCCUAAGAAUAUGGCUCCAAAAUCUUGGUUUCUUCCAAGACCGUAAUAUAGCUCCUGCUAUAGGGUUGGGUAUAUGGUAUAGUUCAGGGGUGGGGAAUCUGUGGUCCCAGGCAGCUCCCACCCCCCUGCAUAUCAGCUCCAGCCAGCAGGGCUCAUGGAGUGGGGGUCCUUUCUCUCUCCUCUGCUGUAUUUCAAAGCAGAGAGAAAGAUGGCAGGACUCAUGAAUGCAUCAUUGUGCCUCCUGAGCAGGAACGGGCAAUGCUAAACAGUAUUUGGAAAGGCUGCUGAUCCGGACCAGGCAAGAAAGUUGCUCUCACAGACCUUUCCCUCUUCAUAUUCAGUAUAUCCCAUGCCAAUAAUGGAUCCUUUAAAAAACAAACCAAAAAGGGAGAGAAUUGUCCCAGCUCUGCUACUGAAGCAGGGAGGGAGGAAGAGAGAAUUGGUUGCAAAUAUAGCUCCCUAGAUGUGCAAGAGAGGAGGGGCGCCUGUUCUCUGAAGCCUGCUGUGACUCAGCCUGAACCAGUAAGUGGGCGAAAGAAAAAGAAGCCCCCCACCGUGCAGGGAGGUGGGAAGGCAGAAAGAGGAGAGUUGGGUGGCAUGGAGCAGGGAAGCUCAAGGUGCCCAAACUGGUCCUUUGACCAACUUGACACCACCUCACCACCAGCCCCACUGGAGGUCUUGAGGGUCCUGUACAUCACUAGGUCAGCAUGCCUGCAGACAUGUUGCUUCUAUAUGGUUCCAAGGAGGCUGUGCCUGUAUGCAUGCGAGUGGGCUGCGGCAGGAGAAUUUGCUCCUUUUGAAGACUGCUCUUACCCAAGCACUUCAUCUUUCACAGCCCCGGUGCCAGGAACUGGGCAAAAAGAAGUAUCCAAGCAACGGCCUAAUGAGAUCUCAUCUCUCCUGUUUUUGUUAGCUCUCUGAAAUUUCCUUCUCGCCCUCCCUCAAUUUUGGGGGUGGGUGUGUGUGCAUGUGUGUAUGGUUGGGGAAAUAAACCCAAAAUUUCAUUGCACGGAUAGUUGGUUGACAUGACAAGGAAAGCACACACUGCCACAGUAGGCUGGAAGUGCAAGUAAAUCUACUAGGGAAACAGGUGUGUCUCUGAACCAGGAAGUUCAGGGCAGUUGGGAGAUGCCUGGGAACCAGCGUGUGUGUUACAGUAAGUGCCACACUUUUUUAAUUGGGGGGGGGGGGGGAGAUGCUGGUACUGCAUACCUUUGAGAACCCCCAGGAAAAAAGCCUUGCUGGGAACUUGACUAUUUUUAAUAUGGGGGUUGGUGCUGUGCUGCUUUUAUUAUAAUUAUUUGUAUGGCUUUAAUAGAAUAUAUUCUUUCAAUUUUUUUUAAUAUUACACUUUCUAUUUUAUCUGUAAGUUGCCUUGAGUCCCACCAGGGAAAAAGGCAGGGAGAAAUUAAUUAAUUAAUUUUGUAUGCCACCCUUCAUCCGAAGAUCACAGGGUGGUUCAGGACAUAAAAAUUCAAGAUGAGAACACAAAAUACAUAAUAAAAACCAAAACAAACCAAUAACAACCCCCCAAACAAAAAUUAAAAGGCCAUAAAAUGUUGAUCCUCCUCACACCUCCCCAUAAUGCCCAGGUUGGAACUGUUUUUGUCUAGCAGUUAUUUUUGAAAGAGCACCUGAGCCCUCACCCUUCCAUUUCCCAGGGUCCCUGCAGUGGGCUUCCACACACCUGAGUCAAAAAGCAGGGGUGGCAGGGAGCUUUAGGGAAAGCAGGACCCCCUGCAUGUUCUCCCCACGUUGCACUGUUAGUUUCCAGACUUGCUGUGCUGAUCCUUUUGCACGGGGCAUUGUGCAGCUCAGUGUGUUGUGUGUCUGGCUUGAGUUCUGGGUCUGCCUCUGCUCUCUGAGGAGCUUGGCCUCCCCUUGUUUCACUACAGAAGAAGCCACUGGAGGGCAUACAUGUGUCCAAAAGAAUUCUGCACCUCUGCUUGGGUUAAUAAUGCCAGGCAGAUUCUGAUCCCUUUGUAGCUUGAAGGGCUAGCUGGACCCAAACCAUGUUUGAGGUUUGAGGAGGGAUGUCUGCAUUCAUGUCUGGGGGAGUCGAGGAGGGAGCGCUGCUGCCUGAAGGUUCAGAGGCAGCCACAUAAUAAGCAGCUAGAGAACAAGGGCUCUCACUCGGGUGUUUCUGCAAAAGAAUCCCUCUCAUAUGCACAAAUGCUCAAGCCUAGUCCAAGCUAUUGAAUAUCAUGCUUAACUCCCCUUAACACAUUCUCCAUUAGUUCCAUUAGUAUAUUUUACAAAAGUCAGUGUAAUUGUCUCCUCUUUCCAUUUGCAUAGCUUAGGAUUUUGGCAGCAUUGUAGACUCUUUUGAGUUAUUGCAGGCUCAGCAAAAAUGGCUAUCAAAGAGCCCUUCCCAAUCCAGUGCCUUCCAGGUGUUUUGGACUAUAACUCCCAUCAUCCGCAAUCAGCUCAGCUGUAGUCCAAAACGUCUGGAGGGCACCCGGAUGCCAAAGGCUGCUGUAUAACAAUUAAUGUGGAGUGGGACCAGGACCUCUGCUGAACACACAGAGGAAGGAAUUGAGCAUAGCAGCUCUUAGCCAGCAUACAGAAUUCAGCUUGCCAGACGGAACAGCCCCCUUUCCCCGACCUGCACACUUUUUUAAUAAAAAAGUUAUGAUUUUGUAUUUCUUUCUUUUGACAGAGUAAUAAUGAUAAAUAAAUAAGAAUAAAAAUGUACACCCCAUCACCAAGACCGUUCCAUUGUAACUAUCCAAACUCCCAAAAUGUCAACACCUCUUGCAAUGGUUUGACCCCUUUCCAUUUUAACAGUACAAAUUCUACAAACACCUUCCAUUUCUCCUCAAAAUAAUUUCUCCUGCAUAUUCCCUAUCUUACCUUAAUGGCACAUGUUAAUUUAUCAUUAAUCAUUAAUUCAUACCGUAAGAUAUGAUUGUGAGCAACAAAGAAUUAUUUUUUUUUAAUGCACACUGUUCUGGGGAGUUCUCCCAACCCCCUAGAGCCAAUUUGGGAAGGGCACAGGGGAAGAAGAGGGGGAGAAAGCUCUGUUGCACUAAAGGAAGUCCUUCCGCGGGACUUGUUGGUUGACUCCAACCCAAAGUUGCAUUCAUUUCUCCAAUGAAAAAUUGGAAAUUUUAGAGAACACUGGAAAAAAGAGUCUGUGAAAUAAUUUUCCCUUUUGGAAUGAAUAAGGGGUAUAAAGAUUUUUACGCAAGUAAAUCUACAUGAUUAGGGAAUGCUAAUUCUUGUUUAAACUCUAGGAAUAUUACAACACUUGCAUCAAAUAUGCAUUUCUGCACCUAGGUUGCUGUCAUCUCCAUGGAAGGAGCAAGCGGGGGCUUUUGCUUUCUUGCAAAUUGCUGCUUGUCCUCUUUUGAAGAACUUUCAUAGAAUCAUAGAAUCAUAGAGUUGGAAGAGACCACAAGGGCCAUCGAGUCCAACCCCCUGCCAAGCAGGAAACACCAUCAGAGCACUCCUGACAUAUGGUUGUCAAGCCUCUGCUUAAAGACCUCCAAAGAAGGAGACUCCACCACACUCCUUGGCAGCAAAUUCCACUGUCGAACAGCUCUUACUGUCAGGAAGUUCUUCCUAAUGUUUAGGUGGAAUCUUCUUUCUUGUAGUUUGGAUCCAUUGCUCCGUGUCCGCUUCUCCGGAGCAGCAGAAAACAACCUUUCUCCCUCCUCUAUGUGACAUCCUUUUAUAUAUUUGAACAUGGCUAUCAUAUCACCCCUUAACCUCCUCUUCUCCAGGCUAAACAUGCCCAGCUCUCUUAGCCGUUCCUCAUAAGGCAUCGUUUCCAGGCCUUUGACCAUUUUGGUUGCCCUCCUCUGGACACGUUCCAGUUUGUCAAUGUCCUUCUUGAACUGUGGUGCCCAGAACUGGACACAGUACUCCAGGUGAGGUCUGACCAGAGCAGAAUACAGUGGCACUAUUACUUCCCUUGAUCUAGAUGCUAUACUCCUAUUGAUGCAGCCCAGAAUUGCAUUGGCUUUUUAGCUGCCGCGGCACACUGUUGGCUCAUGUCAAGUUUGUGGUCAACCAAGACUCCUAGAUCCUUUUCACAUGUACUGCUCUCAAGCCAGGUGUCCCCCAUCUUGUAUUUGUGCCUCUCAUUUUUUUUGCCCAACUUUGAUUUAAUUUGGAGAUACUAGAAGCAAGUAACCUGCUUCUGCUGUCCUUUCGCUUGUACAAAACUAAAGCUACACUCCUAUAUGUAGAGUGCUAUAUUUGCCUGGGAGUAAGCCCCACUGAACUCAAAGAGGCUUGCUUCUGAGUAGACACAAAUAGGAUCACACUGUAAAUCAUUAAUACCUUUGGAGUUGUAUGCAACAUUGCAUGCAUGAAGUUCCAGUCACAGAGAAAGACUUAUUCUGCUCUGCUCUCCCCACAUGUCCUCAAAAUCUUCUCCAGAGGAUCCCCCACCCCUCUUGAGCAUAUAUUACGGGUGCAUGGGGGACUGCAAGGGAGAAGAGGGGAAAGUUCCAUUAUGCAAGCAGAAGUCUGCUGUGCUAGUGGAACAGCAGGAUUGAAUAUAACCCAUCAGGCUGAAAUUCUAGGGGUGUAAUCAUACUAAACAUCAUAGCUUUUCUCCUGAGUAAACAUGCUUAAAAUUGCUCUGUAAAUUUCAUAAGCAUGCCAAAUAUAAAAUAGUUUAGGUUUGAUAAAAAAGUAAUUAUUGCACAUAUUUAAAUUUCACCAAAAAUGUCAGACUUCCGGGGGGGGGGGCAGGAUGGGGGGUGUUUCAUUCCUUCAAAACUUGCACCUUUUGGACUCCUAUUUGUUUAUAGGGGGUGCUACCUACAUGUUUUUGAAAUGAGAGCUCAGAUUUAAAUUUAAUAAAUUUAAAUUUAAUACAUAAUAAUAAUUUGCAAGUACAUUGGCCGCUCUGGGGAAAGGGUCAGGGCUGCCCAGGAGUGGGCCCCAGCCAACAUAAUGGCCAGGACAAGUUCCACGGAGGGGAUGCACUGGGACACCUGAUCUCAGUGAUCACGGACAGGAGGAGGAGUUAAUCUAAGACCAGACCACGUCAUUACCGAGGAGGCAGGUUUAGUCAUUGUUUGAAGACUAUCCCUGCCUCUGGGUCUGGUCUUGACCAGAAGGAUACUGGAAUCAACAAGGGAGACCCACAUAACCGUAAGGCGCUGCUGUGCAAUACUAGGUCAAUGAUUCAUAAGACCACUGCCAUCCAUGAUCGUGGAUGGAGGACUUGACCUGGCAUGUAUAACAGAGACUUGGUUGGACGAGGCGCAUGGUCCUGUUCUUGCUACUGCUUGUCCACCAGGUUUCUCCUAUGCACAGCAACCCAGGUCAUGUGGGUGGUGAGGGGGGAUGCAGGGGGGAGGUGGGAUGCAGUCAUUAGCUUGCACCAGGCAUCCUAACUUUCAUCAUUCUAAAAUUGUUGAACCCCCCUUCGGAAGCAGGAGAAGAAGGGGGAUCUUUUUCGGACUGUUUAAACCUGCAGAAGUGAGUUUAAAGUAAAGUAACUUUCCACCGUCCUGAUCCUGGAGCGGGGUGUCAGGACUGACGUGUGAAGCUCAUUGACCAGAGACAAACGUUUUUGACAGACAGCUAAAAGAAGAGAAACAUAGUGAUUCCACUGUUCCCUUUCGCAUUUUAAAGGAACAAAUAUUGACAAAAUAUCUCAAAAAGGAAACUUUGUUGCUAGAUUUGUACUUAAAAGAAAGAACAAAUAGAAGUUUUCCCCCUAGAGGGAGACUGUGAAACUGUAACUAAUUCCAGGGAGCUUGCAGCUGUUACAGAUUACAAUCGUGGGAAUAGACCUGUGACCUUGUAGGACAAUGUAUUCAGAAGCUCUGUGGUGUGCUCUCUGUAAAACAAAUGCCUUACUGGAACAGUUAAAUGAGAAGACGGAUUUGAUGACUAAUGCGGUCAGAAUUUUUGAACAGGCAGUGGGAAACUAUAUGGAGCCCACCCAGGAAUCAAAUCAGGAGUGUGCCCUGACAGAACAGAUGAGAGAAGAGGAUGUUGCUGAAAUUUGGGCACCAGAGAUGGAGGGAGCUGUGGCCCUGCAGGAACAUGAGCUUUUGGACUUGACAAAUGAACUUGGAAAAAGCCAGAUUUGGAAAGAUAAAGUUUGGACUGGUUUGGAAAUGGGGGGGUUGGAUAGACCCCCCCUAUGCAGGGAUGUUUGGACUUUCCAAGUCUGGCAAUGGGCCGGGAGAUGUUUGGGGCUGUGGGGGAAUUUUGGAGGAAUUCUGAAACAUGUUUUCAAAUACCACAUGGAGUUUAGUCUGGUCUUUGGAAAAGGGGCUGAUUUGUUGAAAAGGGUCAAAAACAUUACCAAGCUGGAGUUCCCACGAGUGAAAGGAGAAUAUGAAGAAGAGCCGCGGAAGGGACAUGGAAGAGACUUAAGGGCCUCGGAUAUAAGGUUACCAGGUUAAUGCGCUAGAUCAAUGGGAUAAAAAGGACUGACAAAACCCGGGACCAGGAGGAAAGGACGCUGGAUGAAGAUUGGAUUGUUUUUAUUUCUUUUUUAUUAUUAGGAUUGUUUUAUAAAAUUGAUGAAUGUUAGAAAAAUGUUGGAACGAAAUUACUUGGCUCUAGCAAAAAUGUUUAAAGAAUUAGGUAAGAAUAUUAUGGUUAUGAGAAGUUGGUAAAAAUAAGAUUUAAGUUUUAAGUUUUAAGGUUUUCUAUAAGAUAAGAUGAAAAUAGAUUAAGGUAAUGUAAUGACAGAAUAUUAUGAAAUAUGGAAAGGAUUUGCUGCGAUAAUUAAUAACUAGGAUACAAAAAAAGGGAGGAGGAGGAGGUCAAAGAAAGAACGUAAUGAAAGUUGAGGAUUCGAGAAUGAUGGAUUUGUUUUUAUUUGUUUGUGGUGUAUUUUUGUUUUUUGAAUCUGCAUUGUUUGAUGUGGUUUGUUUUCUUUUUGUUUUCUCUUUUUUCUUUUUCUGCUGUGUUUUUUUCUGUAAUUUUAAAAAUUUUCAAUAAAUAUCAUUUAAAAAAAGGGGGGGGGGAGAAAGCCUCCCUCUUUGAGGGAGUCUUCCCAGACCUGCUUAAAGAAGCGGUUAUUAAACCGCUUCUUAAAAAACCAUAUUUGGGCCCAGCCAAUAUGGCCAACUAUCGCCCAGUCUCAAAUCUUCCAUUAUGGGGCAAGGUGAUUGAGCGAGUGGAUGCUGAACAACUCCAGGCACACCUGGAGGAUGCAAACCAUUUGGAUCCCUUCCAGUCAGGAUUCAGGCCUCAACUUGGGACUGAAACUGCCUUGGUUGCACUGGUCAAUGAUCUCCAGCGGCAGGCUAGGGACAAAGGCAAAAGCUGUUUCCUAGUUCUGCUGGAUCUCUCAGCAGCCUUUGAUAUCAUUGACCAUGAUAUCCUUCUGGACUGUCUAGUGGGGUUGGGAGCUGGGGACACUGUUAGAUAGUGGUUCCACUCCUUUCUUUUAGGCCAUGUUCAGAAAGUGGUGUUGGGGAAUGAGUGUUCAGACCCCUGGGCUCUCAGUUGUGGUGUGCCUCAGGGUUGCGUUCUCUCCCCCAUGCUUUUUAACAUCUAUAUGAAGCCUCUGGGAAAAAGAAGAAGAGGAGUUUGGAUUUGAUAUCCCACUUUAUCACUACCCUAAGGAGUCUCAUAGCGGCUAACAUUCUCCUUUCCCUUCCUCCCCCACAACAAACACUCUGUGAGGUGAGUGGGGCUGUGAGACUUCAGAGAAGUGUGACUAGCCCAAGGUCACCCAGCAGCUGCAUGUGGAGGAGUGGGGAAGCAAACCCGGUUCACCAGAUUAUGAGUCCACUGCUCUUAACCACUACACCACACUGGCUCUCUAGGAGAGAUCAUCAGGGGGUUUGGGCUGGGUGUUCAUCAGUAUGCAGAUGAUACCCAGCUCUACCUCUCUUUUAAAGCAGAACCAGUGAAGGCAGUGAAUGUCCUGUAUGAGUGUCUGGAGGCGGUUGGAGGAUGGAUGGUGGCUAAUGGAUUGAGGUUGAAUCCUGACAAGACAGAAGUACUGUUUUGGGGGGACAGGGGGCAGGCUGGUGUGAAGGACUCCCCGGCCCUGAAUGGGGUAACUUUGCCCCUGAAGGACCAGGCGCGCAGCCUGGGAGUCAUUUUGGAAUCACAGCUGUCCAUGGAGGUGCAGGUCAGUUCUGUGUCCAGGGCAGCUGUCUACCAGCUCCAUCUGGAACACCGGCUGAGACCCUACCUGCCUGCAGACUGUCUCACCAGAGUGGUGCAUGCUCUGGUUAUCUCCCACUUGGACUACUGCAAUGCGCUCUACGUGGGGCUACCUUUAAAGGUGACCCGGAAACUACAAUUAAUCCAAAAUGCAGCAGCUAGACUGGGGACUGGAAGUGGCUGCUGAGACCAUAUAACACCAGUCCUGAAGGACCUACAUUGGCUCCCAGUAUGUUUCCGAGCACAGUUCAGAGUGUUGGUGCUGACCUUUAAAGCCCUAAACAGUGUUGGCCCCGUAUACCUGAAGGAGCGUCUCCUCCCCCAUCGCUCAGCCAGGACUGAGGUCCUCCUCCGAGGGCCUUCUGGUGAUUCCCUCACUGCAAGAAGCAAAGUUACAGGCAACCAGCCAGAGGGCCUUCUCAGUCAUGGCGCCCACCCUGUGGAACGCCCUCCCAUCAGAUAUCAAGGAGAUAACUACACAACUUUUAGAAGACAUCUGAAGGCAGAUCUGCUCAGGGAAGUUUUUAAUGUUUGAUGUUGUAUUGUGUUUUAAUUUUCUGGAAGCCACCCAGAGUGGCUGGGGAAGCCCAGCAAGAUGGGUAGGAUAUAAAUAAUAAAAUGAUUAGGAUUAUGAUUAUCCUAGGGAUGCGGGCGGCACUGUGGGUUAAACCACAGAGCCUAGGGCUUGCCGAUUAGAAGGUCGGCGGUUCAAAUCCCCACGACAGGGUGAGCUCCCGUUGCUCAGUCCCUGCUCCUGCCAACCUAGCAGUUCGAAAGGACGUCAAAGUGCAAGUAGAUAAAUAGGUACUGCUCUGGCGGGAAGGUAAACGGUGUUUCCAUGAGCUGCUCUGGUUCACCAGAAGCAGCUUAGUCAUGCUGCCCACAUGACCUGGAAGCUGUAUGCCGGCUCCCUCGGCCAGUAAAGCAAGAUGAGCGCCGCAACCCCAGAGUCGGCCACGACUGGACCUAUGGUCAGGGGUCCCUUUACCUUUAUGAUUAUUCUUGAAGUGCAGACUUCCGGUUGGUCGCCCAGUAAUGGCAGUCAGGAGCUCUUUCGGCUGAAAGAGCCCCAGCGCUUUGAAGUUGGGGAGACCACGAGAGUGUCGUGGUUCCCCAUUAAAAACCUCAGAUUGGGCGUUCUGAAGACCUGAUGUUCCGGCGGGUGCCUUCCAGCGACUCCCCUGCUCCCCGGUAAGCUCAAAGCAGCGAAGCUCCGAGACUGGCGAUCGUGAGUGGCCAAUUCCUUCACGAAGAAAGAUUUAAAAAUUUGGAACUGUAAGUAACUACAAAAUUAAUUUGGAAAAAAUUUGGAAGAAAAGGGAGACUUAAAAACGGAGGUCGGUCCCCUUUUGUUGUCGGCGUACAAAGACCAAAGCCUUUAAGAAGCAAAAAACUUUUGAAACUUUGCAAGCAAUCUUGCUCCCCCUCCUCGAGGGAAGAGGGGGUGUUUGUGUCUAGGAAAUUAUUUUAGGAAGACAGUGAAUACGAGAGAGCCUUCCCCAUUCUGCAGCGGACCACCCGGGAGGGAAGACUUGUAUCCAUUGUGACAUCACAAUGGAAGAGGAAACAUUCAAUCUCCGUUUCCACUGACUUUGUUACAAACUUUCCUGUGCUGCCUGGCUACACCUUAAAUUGACUAAAAAGUGUCCUCAUCCCUUAGAUUGAAGGGGAGUUUUGGAGAAUUUUCUCUUUGCCAUCCUGGUUUUUGGUAUUCAGUUUGUUUGAAAGAACAGGGACGCUGCCUCUGGGCCAGCUGCAGUGGGACUGGUGGAGAGAAACUGUUUUUCUCCUCCACUGCGCCAGACUGUGGAACUGACCUUGACAUUCCUAAGCUAUUAUGAGUUCAGAAAAAGUAAGACGUGGCUCUAAAGCCCAGCAAUUUGAGGAGUCGGUGAUGUCAAUAUUGAGUGACAUUAGAGAAGGUUUAAAUUGCAGUACAGCAAGCAUUGAAAAAUUGGAUAAAAAGAUUGAACUUUUAAGCACUGACUUAAAGGAAGUGAAAGAUGAGAGAUGAGAGAACCACGCAUGAUACAAGGUUGGCACAGUUGGAGACUGUUAGAGUGCCAGAUUUGGAAUGGUUGCAAUAUGAAAAUGCUCAUGCAAUUGCCUUUCUCCAGUUGAAGGAAAAAGAAUCGCAUUUGAGAUUGUGGGGGGGGGGGUCCCUUUUCUGGAAGAGGAAAAACUCAAGGAGUCUUUGAUAGGCUUUUUUGUGGAGUGUUGGGACCUGAAAAAAGAGGAAGUGGAAGCUUGGAUAGAGAAAGCUAUCCAAUUCAGUCCCAAAAAGGACACUAAAAUAACUUAUGACUGUAUAGUGGUUUUUAAGACCAAGGAGCAAAGAGAUAUUAUUUUGGGUCACCACUGCAAAGAAGGCCUAAAAAUCCAGGACAAAUCUGUGGUGCUCUUUAAAGAGAUCCCAUGCCAAUUUUUGAACCUGAGAUCCCAAUAUACGGAUUUGACAAACAUCUUGAGGAGGAAGAACAUUUUUUUCAGGUGGGAAUUCCCAGAGGGCCUAUCCUUCAAAUUUGAAGGAGGAAAGCAAAAGAUAAAGACCGUUGGAGAUAAGGACAGAUUUCUACAAAAGCACUCGGUGGAACUUGGAUUACAAAGCCCACAGCUGUCAGGAGCGGAGGCAGCAUCCUCUUAAUUUGGCAUUAUGGCAUUGAGAAUUUGUUCAUGGAAUGUACCGUAAAUGGUUUGAACUCUCCUCAAAAAAGGAGGCAAGUUUAUCAUGUUUUGGAAAAACAGAAUAUGGACAUAAUUUGUUUACAGGAAACCCACAUUAUAAGACUACAUAGAAAAAUGCUAAUAAACAAAAGAUUGGGACAAGAAUUUAUUUCUUCUGACAAAGUUAAAAAAAGAGGAGUGGUUUUCUAUAUCAAGGAAGAAUGGAAUCCAAAAUUGGCUUUUAAAGAUGAGGAAGGAAGACAAAAAACGGUUUUGCUUCUGAAAAAUCCAAGUUGGAGAUGGAGUUGUUGGAUUCUAAAGUUAAAAAUCUGUCUAAAAUGUAUAAGUUACUGUUGGAGUGGCAUACAAAGGAUGAACAAGUUACAUCAGUAAUGAUCGAUUGGGCAAGAGAUGUAGGACAUAACAUAAUGUUUGAGGAUUGGGAAAGAUUGUGGAAGAAAGGGGUUAAGUUCACUUCAUGUACAAUGUUAAAGGAGAAUAUAAUGAAAAUGAUGUACAGAUGGUAUUUGACCCCUGUUAAAUUAGCAAAGAUUUAUCAUAACUGUGAUAACCUAUCUUGGAAAUGUAAAGAAAAAGAAGGUACUUUUUAUCACAUGUGGUGGACCUGCCCCAAGGUGAAAGACUUCUGGGGAAAGAUUUAUAAUGAAUUCAAAAAAAUGUUGAAAUAUCCAUUUAUAAAGAAGCCAGAGGCCUUUCUUCUUGGAAUAACAGGUAUGGAAUUGCCCAAGAAAGAUGUUAAAUUAUUUUUGUAUGCCACAACUGCUGCUCGAAUAUUACUAGCUAAGAAGUGGAAAACGCAAGAAAUACCAACCGUGGAAGAAUGGCAGAUGAAGAUGAUGGACUUUUCGGAGCUAGCCAACCUGACCGGAAGAGUCCGCGACCAGAAUGUGGAGGAGUAUCAGGAAGGAAUUUAAUGACUAUUUAGCUAAAUACAUCAAGUUAAAUUAAUUGGGAAAAGUUUACAAUUACCAGCUAGGCCUAGGAUUUAAAUAAGUAGUGUGAGGAAUUAUUAUGUUUAAUGCUGAAUUGGGAAGAAAGACUAAUGUUAAGUGAUUAAGUUAAGAUUUUAAGAACUUUGAUUUGGAAAACCGUUAAAGUGAUAUACAUUGAAAUUCAACUAAGGGGAUACGAGGAAGUCACUUAACAAUAUUAAGAAGAUUAUUUCUAAUAAGGUUAUGAUUUAUGUUUAUCUGUUUAUUUGUUAGUGUGUUUUUUUUUAAUUUUGUGGAAAAUCAAUAAAAAUUUUGAAGAAAAAAAUAUGAAGUAUAUACCUUCCUAUGCGCCCUUUGCAGUAUCAGUCUUGAUUGAUUACCCACAUCCACUGGUUCAUACACUUCCAUGUUUUUCUCCUUAAACUUUUGCCCUUCUGUGUGUCUGAAGGUUUCCAGUUUUGGCCUCUCAGCAAUUUCAUCUUCUUAAGUUGAUGUUUUGGGCACCUGUGUAUCACCUGUGGUGGGGAUGGAGGCAGACAGGCAGUUGGGGUUGAAUAUAGUAGAAAUAGCAUGCAGUGCAAAGAAGCCUUUCCCUAAGGAUGGAAGCUGCAUGGCUUUGGCAGGAGAUGAUUACUGGUGCCAAAGACAAAUAAGAACUGUUGUUGUUGUUAUUAUUAUUAUUAUUAUUAUUAUUAUUAUUAUUACGCUUAUUGCUUCAGGUUUUCUUUAUUGCUGUUUAUAUUUGGUUUUAAUGUUUUUUGUUAUUUCUGUUUUUAUUAUGUAAGCCACUCUGAGAGCUGUCUGUGUAAAACACAACAAGUAUUAAUAGUAAUAAUUGUAGUUUUUGUUUAUUGUAAGCUGCCCAGAGGACUUUUUAUGGGGCAGCAAAAAAAGGAGGAGAAAUUACUGGCCUGUGUAUGUUAGCUGACCAUAGGAGCAGCUUCUUGGGCUUGCUCAGAACAAGGACCUGUUUUUUCCACCCUUGCUGGCUGACUGUUUGCAUCUUUCCCUUCCAGAACCCAGAUUACCACGGCUUUGACCCAGAUCCCGUCGUUGACGUCUGGAGCAUGCGCGUAGCCUUCUUUUUUGGCAUAUCCAUUACCAUUGUAUUGGGCUCCACCUUCGUGUGCUAUCUGCCGGACUACGGGUAAGGUCCAUUUGGGAAACAUUGUUCCAAGCUGUGCUGAGACUUGCAGGCUUUUCAUCCCUCACACAGAGACUCAGGGCAGCCCACUCAUGAGGCAAGAUGAGGCAACCACCUCAGGCAGCAGGAUCCACCAGGGCAGCAGAUCUGACACCCAAGGAAUGCAUUGCUAAGGCUGCUGCCACGGUGGCAGUGCCAGCUGCUGUGUGCUCCCUGGAGGCCGGAUCUACUGCCUCCUCAGCAGCCUUCCACCAUGCAGUCUCUCCGUGAAUGGGAAGCACUGCUGGUCUCAUCCCACCCCUGGGGAGGAAAGCCUGGUGGCUGCCCUCCAGAGUCUUCUGGGCUCUGCUCCCACUUGGCAGGAUUCAGAGCAUCGCCCCACCCUGCAACAGCCUUUGUUUCUCACUUCAGCCCUUGAGCGAGGUUGAUUUGAUUCCCUGCCCUUUUUCUGAUGUACAGCUUCACUUGCCUCCUUGUUUCUGAUGUAGAUCUACUUUCUCCCCGCUUCUGUGGUUGUGGGGGGUGGGGUGCAUUUUGAGGUUUGCCUCAGGCACCAACAUGUCUUGGGCCAUUCCUGCAGAGAUUCUUCGGUCCAGAUGUUUUGGGGCAGGGCAGGGCAGCCAGUAUCAUCACUAGCACAGCACAGCAACUCCUCUGCUUCUGACCUGUAGCUUCCCCAUAAGUCCAUUCAUUUCCUGAAGCACAUCCUGGAUCUCCCAACCCCUUCCUCUCAUCCUGCUUCCUCAUGAAGUGAUCCACCCCUUCUGUCCCUGUUUUCAGACUCCUUCUGAUCUUUGGUCUCAGUUUUGACCAAACAUUUCCCUUUUGUUGUUGCUGUUGUUAUUUUAUUUCAAAUUGGACAAGGAAAGGAAAAAGAAGAUAAAUGACAAUUUUAAAAAGAAACGGGAAUAAUAAUAUUACACAAAUAAUGCUAAUAAUAACAGUAGACCACCAUCAGUUCACAUUGCUGAUACAAUGACUGUCAAUACACAAAUCUUAAAUUAAACAUAAAUUAAUAUAAGCCCUCUAGAAGUCCAAAUCAGUAUCCCGACGAACUUUAUGCCCAUAUGAAAUAUGUUCAAAUGUAGUCAGGAGAAUGAGGCCCCCAGAACAUUAUGUAAUAGGUGUUGGGUAUGUAUCCUCUGAGGCUCAAGGUAGACAUUCCUUAGCCACCAUAAGGGCUCACAAAAAUCCACUUUUGUUGCCCAUACAUUAAUCCCCAAUCUACAAGGAUAUGUUUUAAGAGUACACAAACAUCAAGGAUUUUGCUAGUACAAAAUUAAUGCAAGUAACACCUUCAAACCAAAAGGAAUAUAUGUAUCAUUUCCCUUCCCAAUAACACAAGUGUUUUCUGUGCUGGGAAGGAAUAAGCCUAUAAGAAUCCAUCUCAGUACUUGCAGUUAGUCAGAGAAGAGGGGCCAGGGGCCAGGCUUACCUGAAGAGGAAACCUUUUGUCUUGUUUCCUUCUAAACCUUUCUUUUACACAUAUCAGCACCAGAUCACAGAUGUUUAUCUUAGCCCUGUAUUGUGCAUUCUCCACCUCCUUUCCAGAGGCGAAAUUCUCACGCUAGAAGUCCAGUAGCCCAGGGAGAAGUGUCAGUGGUGAACAAAUAUAACAAUAUUCUGCCAUUCAGAUCUUGAAGAAUGUAAAUCCUCUUUUAGUAAGCUUUGGAUACGUCGCAGGGUGUACACAUGUAAUGGUGAUGCAAAGCCAACUCUUAGAGGUGCACCAAAUAUUUAUUGAACAAGAGCGUCUACAGUUCCAUCAUAUGUGGGGCUCUUUAGCUUGGGGGGGGACAUCUCAGGGGAGAUGAACAGAAUCUUCAUUAAAAUGUUACAGAAGAGAUGAACUGUGCCAUACCUAUGUGGGUGAAGGUGUUCCUGCAGAUUUCAUAGAAUUUCAUAGAAUUUCAUAGAAUCAUAGAGUUGGAAGAGACCACAAGGGCCAUCGAGUCCAACCCCCUGCCGAGCAGGAAACACCAUCAGAGCACUCCUGACAUAUGGUUGUCAAGCCUCUGCUUAAAGACCUCCAAAGAAGGAGACUCCACCACACCCCUUGGCAGCAAAUUCCGCUGUCAAACAGCUCUUACUGUCAGUAAAUUCUUCCUAAUGUUUAGGUGGAAUCUUCUUUCUUGUAGUUUGGAUCCAUUGCUCCGUGUCCGCUUCUCUAACCAAGUUCCAUGUUGUUUAAGUUUUAUAAAUCCAGCAGCGAAACCUUCAGCCUUGCGCCUGCUAGCAAAUAGGCAGCCCUGCACCCAGACAUUAGCUCAGGGCUUUCUUGGUCACACCUGACUCAGCGGUCACCCAUCUAAAUGAGACUUGCCUUCAGAUCUCCCUGGAAAGGGUUUUUUUCUCUUGGUGUGGUUGUUCUUGAGCUUUCUCAGUCUUUCUGUUACUAUGCAGUUAACCAUUUGGGCAUAUUUAAGUCAUCUUGUUGUGCAUGUGUAUUUUCCUACUUCAAGAGGCAGGAUUUUGUUAGAACUGUACAAGAUGGAGUAUUAGAACAUUUGUACCUCUAGAUGUGACUAACCUCCUAUAAUUUAAUGAGAGCUUUAUUUUAUUUUAAGGUAUUUCCCUGAAGAAAGACUGUGCGGCCUUUUGGACAAUUUUGUGAUUCAAUAAAUCUUCCAUUCACCUCUAACGGUCUGCUUUGCAACAGUGUUUUGGAGCAGUAUCCCUUCAUUUUUGUACCCUUUUUAUGGUGAGGCAGAGAUCUUGCUUUGAGGAGCUCAGAGGGAAAGGUUUAGGAAAGAGAUGGAGGGAAUUAGAGGGAAAUAAUCAAAGGCCCGGAGUCUGCUGCUUGUGGGAGGUCUAAGAUCCUUGGGAGAUGUAGGUGGAUUUGACUGCCUGAGGGUCCUAUAUGCUCUGUGCCCAUAGCUGCCCUCUUGAUCCCUCUCCGAAGUGGCUUCUGGAGAGUCUAUUCUGAUGAAAUGUUGCCUUGCAGAAUUGCCUCUGGCACUGAGGCAGCUUUGCCCUGGCAGCAAUCUCCCUAGGUCUUGAGUAUGAAGAAGGCAGCAACUGUUAGCUGGGAGGGCUGCAAAGCUGGGAAGGAAUUUGUGAGGUUUCUGGACCUAAUCCCCUUCCUUGUACAUGAUCCUCAACAAGUCUGUGCAGGCUUAACCACUCAGAACACCGGUGGAUUCAUCCAGUACAUUGCCACUUCCUCUUGGUGUUAUUCUUGGGGGUCAGGGGAGAACAGAGAAAGCUUUGCCACUAAAUCUGACUGAUUAAAUGUUAUUGCACAACACUUAGGCACCCCAAAGUAGGAUAGGCCUUCUGCUUCCCAGAUUGGCACGGGCGAAAUUCCUCUUGCCCUCCUCUGCAUGCCAGGCUUUCCACCACAACCAUCCCAAGGUGGAAGCAGCUCCUCUUGGGCUUCUCUCACCCUGGCCAUGACUGUGGGAGUCACAGUGGGUGCUUCUCCCUGCAAAGCUAGAGUGCCCGAGAAACAGCUGUAAUAGGAAAGCCACUUUUACUGAGAGUGGAGGUCCUUCCCUCAGCUUUACAAGGAAAGAACAUGUUGCAAAAGGAAACAAAAGGGGGAAAGGCUACGAGAGAGAUGCUGUAGUCAUUAUUUUAGGGUGGGAAGCUAGCAAACUUCUUUCCCUCCCCCCUCUUAGGACCCUGGAUAGUAGAGGAAAAUGGGCCUUCUAGGAGAAGGGAGGUGUAUUGAGGACUAGACGCUUCCCUUCCCAUGCCAACUAAAAUACCCUCCUGGACUUAAGUCUAGUUUCUGGACUGGAAGCCAUUUUCCUCAAUAAUUAGGAAGGUGAAAAAUUGUUGUGGGUUCAGAAGAUCUGGUUGGGAUGGAGUUAGGGUGGUGAUUGAAGGAUGGAAUAUCCCUGCUAAUUGGCUGCAUAUUUUGAAUGGAGCCCCCCUCCUCCCACAACAACAUUGUCCUCGCUGCAUUUGUAUGUUUGUGAGAAUAAUCUGGACCAAGUGACCUUAGGAGGGGUAACCUGAGCCAGUAGUUAAUGAGUGCUCUUGGCUUUUUUGGUUAUUUUUAUCAUGUCCUAUCCGGGGAGUUUAGGGCAGCUAAUGCCUCUGAAUGAUACAGAAGGGCUUUGUGGCUUGCAAAGGGCUCUUAGUAGAAACCAACUAGAUAAAUAGUAAGAGGAGAACUAGGAAAUAUUAUAAAAUAAUGUUGGGGUGUAUUGCUAAUAUAAAGUGGUAUAGAAAGAAGGAGAAGAGAAAAAGGAAAAAGAACGUGGGUGUUUCAGAGGAAGGAGUGGGGAAACUCAGUCCUGGGGGCCACUAUCUCAACUGGCUAUACCUCUGCUCCCCAGGCCACACCCUUCACUGGGACCCUGGAUUUCUGCCAAAAUCCCAGGUGUUUUUGCCUGGCUGCAAUGUGUCCUUGAGCAUCUACCAUGCAACAAUGAAGUGUCCAUUCUUUGUUCAGCUUACCUUUGCCUGUCACCAUCGCUCUUGCAAGGUUGCUCAGCAGGGACUGCAGCCCCCAGCUGGAGUCAAAGGGAUGUGGCUUGCUUGGAACAGUGUGUGUUUGUAAGCUGGCCUGCCCUCGCUUCUGCCCUUUCCUCCUAUGUUGGCAGGUAGGCUGGUACAGAUGGGAUGUUCUUGCUCUCACAACCGUGGUUAAAAGAAUGGCGCAGGCUGCAGGAGCAGUGCUCGCUCUCCCGUCUUGGGUGCGAACCCCUCCAGCCCACUUUUAAACCAAAGCGAAGUGUUCCAUUGGCAUCAAUAUGAUCCACCACCAGGAGCCAGUGAAGCCGUUGUAGUGGUAAGUGUGCUAGACUACGAUUCAGCCUCCCUGGGUGGCCAGUCGCUGUCUUUCAGCCUAGACUAGCUUCUUCUUAGGGUACAAUGAGUCGGACAGAUGAAACAGGUAUACCCCCUUGACUAGAGGGCUCCUGUUUAACUGUGGCUGACUGGUGUAGAUGUAACAUCUGAAUCAGGCUGGAGGGGAGAACGCCCACAGUCCUGGAGCCUCUUAACCAAAAGUGUUACAUCUGCCCCAACCCAUAUUAAGUGCUUCUCAAGAACAACAACCUGCAAAUCAAAUUCUACAUCUAGAAGACACAGACCCUCUAAUGAUAAUUUUAAAAUGAUACGUCUACAAGUAGUUUUUCAUAAUAUAUUCUGCUUUCUGAUUGAGUUUUUCAGCUCAGUUUUGUUUUUGUUUUGUAAGGAAGGUAGAUGGCUGGGUUGGGUGAGCUGAGCAGUGAGAGAAAUGCACCUCCACCCUGCUGAAGCUUUUUCUCAUCCUUUGCGAGGUAUUUCCUGCACACUUCAGGUGUUUUCUCUGUGAUAAUGAGGGCUAGAAAAAUAGUUUUUCUUCUAGGGAAGCUGCAUUUCUCAGGAUGCUGGAUGAAUAAUGGGUUAUACUUGCUUGUGAGUCAAAGUGAGGUUUUUGGGAUAUGUGCAGCCAUGCUCAUGGGAGGCAGGGAGAGCAGAAAAUGGGAGGGAAGCACCUUGGAAAUCUGAUUAGAGCACCAGGCUGUGCCUGAAUGGCAGCUGGUGGGUGGUCCAACAUCCACGACAAGCUUUCCUCUCCCUCUGUGCCUCCAGACUCCAUCUCCCUUUAUCUCCAGCCAUUGGGCCACGCUGGCUGGGGCUGAUGGGAACUGGAGCCCAACAGCCUGGGACAGACACAGGUCCCCCACCCUGGUUUUAAAGGCAUUAGCCAUGGCCUGUGCAAGAGCACCCACCCCUUCUCCCCUUCUCCAUCCCCACUCCCCAGCAGCCCUCCCAGCCUGGCCCUGGGUUUGCGAAAGGGUUUGUUUCCAGACAGGGCAGGCUAUUUAGAGGGCGAGUUGUGGAAAUUCACCGCUGCUCAUGAGCCACUAGAAGUAAUUUUGGCAGUGCACUAGAUGAAGCUAGGUGUGCGCGUGUAUAUUUAGCUUAUGGGAUAUAGAUAGAGCCGAGGCCCAGAGCCGGGAGCCGUGCUGUUUUGGCUGGCAAGGAGGGGCAGGUUACAGCUUGGCUCUCUCUGCUGCUGACGCACAUCGAACCUUCUGAUCAGAAGCGGCUUGCGCAGCUCCUGCUCCCAUCCGCUCUGGCUCUGCAAAAGACCCUGUAGAGGAGCAUUGCUAAUGAGUAAGGCUUUGCCCCCAGCUUUUGAGCUGAGAUGGGAACCCAGGAGUCCUGAUGUGCAGCUUCCUCCUUCUCAUCUUCUGAGACAACACAUUCCUCUUACAGCUAAGACUAGAGCCCGUCUCUUUGUCUCCUUCCCAUCUGCUUCCAGUUCUCCUAAACAUUGUCGACUUGAGUUGUCCUGUGUUACUAAGGAGUGGGGGUGGAGGGCUCCUGUUGGGCAAACAGACAGGUGAACUGGGAGUUGAAAGGGCAAGGGUGGGUUGCCUGCAAAGCUGUACACUGAGAGCAAUGUAGAGGUGUGGUCAGGGAACGUAUUCCAUGGUUUGUACUGCAGCACUGCAGAAAUUAGAACUGGGUGCAGAAUUCAGCAUUUAGAGAAUGCAGAGCUUUCUGGGUACUGGAAACACUGGAACUGGGGGAGGCGGUGGGCUCCCGUGGCAGACGGAGGGGGGUGCUUAAUUCUUCCCUUGCUUUGCUGGGCUUUUCUCUCUGCCAUCCCCCACUACUCAAGUGGCUUUCCACCACUACCAGAUAUGUGACAGGCUCAUCAAGGUGAGAGAAGCAGCACAGGAGAGGGAGGCCCAGAAGGACAAAGGACAAGGGGGUGGGGAGCAGAAGCCCCUUUCUGCUUCCCUGAAAAAACCUGGCUGCUCCCACCAUUACUGUAUACAUCACAAGUCCUGUCUUUGCCUUCAUGGUGUUUCACCCACAGCUGCUGCAAAUCAGACCCCAGGAAGCACAGGAAGACCAAGACUUAGCAGGCAGAGUAUAUUUGGUGUAAUUCUGAGCAAACAGCACCUGUCCUGUUUGUCAGACACAGUUUCUAUUCAGUACUCACAGAGUUGGCUACUACCCAUACCAGGUACUCUGCACUAACUCUGAAUCAAUGCAAUCAUUUUAAGGGAAAGACAAAUGAAGAGGGGUUUUUGUGGGGGGCAGGGGUAAAGCAAUGUGAUGUAUUCAUACUCCAUACACCCUGUGGUAAUGGACUUUUCUUAGAAAAUACUGGCUUCCACUUCGUGGAAAAAUGGGGACUAGAAACUUGUGUUAAAAAACAAACCUUGAAGGCUAGAAUUCUUGGAAAUAGAAUGGAAAAGGGACAAAGUAAUCCUUUAGGACCUUCAUUCGGUGACUGGCAGUCAAUCACAGACACAUAGGAGCCUUUCUUCUGGGCACUGACUUCUGUGAAAAAUACUGAGUGCACAGUUGAAACCUUUUUUGCCCAUUUAUUGUAGCGAAAAUUCUGAGGCACAGACUUGCAAAUUCUCUCUUGCGAUGCAUUCCUAAACUGAUUAGGGUGACAGCCAAAAAUCUGUCAUUGCUUUGCAUCCCUGAUUCUCUGAAAGCAUCUAGUUAUGUUGACUGUGAAAAUGCUGGGAUAGAUGGACCAAUAGUCUGGCUUGCUGCUGCUGACACCUCCACACACACCUCGGAAAAGGCCUAGGUCUGCGGUGUCUUGAUUGUGAGUGGUGGGAGCCUGCCUGUCUACUUUUUGUGUUCUGGGGAGGCGCCAAAUCACAAGACAUAACUCUUCUCUAAUUGAUGGGGUCUCAUUAGCGAGGUCUUUGGGGAGCCUCUAACUGCUGUUGUGGCAGCAGGAGCCUCUGCUUGCUGGAGUUGGGGAGGGGGACAUGGGGGAAUUGAGCUGACAGCAUUUAGGCAGGGGAGAGGACCAGACAGGAGAGGAGAAGAGAGGAGAGGAGAGGAGGGCAGUGGAGAAAGAUGAAUGCAUAUUAUAAUGAGCAUCUCAGCUCUUUUGGAUAUCCUUAGUUAUAAUUGCAGUCUUAGCACAAAGAUCACAGACAUCUGCUUUGCCUUUGAAGCAGCCCACUCUUCCCAUUUUACAGAUGCGGAACUGAGGCUGAGCGUUGAGUGGCUUAUGCCCUUUCCAGUUGUGUCUGUGGCUGAGUUUGGGACUUGGAAGUGCAGCUUCUCUCCACUCUGCAAUGUUGUUCUGCAUUGUUCCAGCCACUGGAGUGUUCCUGGACCUCAUCUCAACCAGCCACACCCUUGUUGUGUGUUUUGCCCCAUACUCUGCCUGAUUUUGAAGCUGUGGUACAUGCAUAGGCCCCAAACAUUGGCAGCAAUCGGGCAGGUGGGUGUCAGGGGGCAGGUAAGGUCCAUCUUUAGUCUGUUGCUGUUUGAAAGUACCCUUAGGGCCUAGGUUUUCUCCCCACCCCCCGCCUCCCUCCCCUUCUGAAAGUCCAGGGCUGCUUACAGUUUAUUUACAUUUUAUUAUAUCAUCUUAUACAGGUGAAACUUGAAAAAUUAGAAUAUCGUGGAAAAGUUCAUUUAUUUCAGUAAUUCAACUUAAAAGGUGAAACUAAUAUAUGAGAUAGACUCAUGGCAUGUAAAGCGAGAUAUGUCGGUCCUUUACUUGUUGUAAUUGUGAUGAUCAUGGCGUACAGCUGAUGAAAUCCCCAAAUUAACAAUCUCAGAAAAUUGGAAUAUUAAAUGAAUUCAGCAAAACAAGGAUUGCAAAUAGAGCAAUAUUGGACCUCUGAGAAGUAGAAGCAUGCAUAUGUACUCAGUACCUGGUUUGGGCCCCUUUGCAUCAAUUACUGCCUCAAUGCGGCGUGGCAUGGAUGCUAUCAGCCUGUGGCACUGCUGAGGUGUUAUGGAAGGACAGCCUUUUCCUUCUAGAGUGUUCGGUGUGGCCCAUCCACCAGCUCUACAUAAUGAGGUUCUGAAAGAAAAGUGAAACUUUUCCAUGAUACUCUUAAUUUUUCGAGUUUCACCUGUAUUUAUGAGCCACCCAGUAACAAUGUUAUUGGAGUGAUGAGCAAAUAAAAUUGCUUAGCAAUUGGAGAAGACAAUCAAACACUAAAAGCCAAUAACCAAGGCAGGAGUACGCCACUCUCUCUUACCCUAUCUGCUGGCAUAAAAGUACAAGAGCAAUCUCGGGAGGCUACUGCUCCCAUUUCUAUUUCUCUUUUUCUGAAGACUCUUCUUUCUGUAAAGGCAUUUCUCUUUUACACGCACACAAAGUCUCCUUGCCUCCACUUCAGACUCCUUCCAGGAAGGAGGGAGAAGGUCUCCCCUCCUACACAGAGAAAGAGCUCUGCUCCCUGGCUUCUCCUGCCUGGCCCCUUUCCCUUUCUCUGUGGAGUUGCUGCAGUCCCAUUUGUCAGCCAGGGAGCUUCAGAUGAAAGCCCGUUUCCAGUCCGUUAAUAUUCCGCUUAAUGAGCUGACAAAGCAGAUCCUCUGUGGUUGCGGAGUGGGAAAUAAUAAUUAAACUUACUUUAGGCUGAUGCUUUGCAUUAUUGUCCUCGCUGCAGGUAGUGAGUGGCCAUUUCUGGGCAACAACCUCCCCUCCCUCUCCUGCCUCCUUCAGGUGGCUGAUCAGGUGGUGUUCUCUCAUGUAAGGGAUUGUCCCAUAGGAGUGGCACAACAUCUGGAGUGCGGGGUGGGGAUGGGGCGAAAGGGAACAGAGAGCAAAUUCAUUGGUAAAUGCACUUUAUGGCCCAGGGUUAUCAGUCUUGAAUGAAAGCUAAUGCCACAAUAAAGCCUGCUUCUGAGUUCCCCUCCAGUGCCUCUACUAGGACUGGAGAGUGUACCCUUCCAUUCUCACUCCCCCCACUGGAUACUCUGACAUCAGUCUUUUCUUAUGAAGUUGUAGCUAUUGACAUGCCCAUUUGCAGAGGGUGAGAGGAGAGAGACAUACAAAGAAUGUGGCUCAUGGCUGGCUGAAAUGCAAAAUGGGCACUUAGUCCUGAUACUCUGUGGUCUUAUUUUGGGGCGGGGAGACUAAGUGUCUAGUCCUCAUGGCUAUAGGCAAAAGAACUAUUACUUUUGCUUACUAAAUGUUUGCCAAAAAAGAGCACUCCUGAAUGCAGCUUCUAAAAGUCACUAAAUUUUUGUGCUGCUUCACUUGUCAGUGGCAACCAUAAAACCAUAUUUCUGAAGUUACACAGAACCAGAAUACUUUCUGUCCUUUUGAUGUAUUUUAUAAAAAUGUUCACAGCCACUCAUGAGUAUCUGCUCCACUUUUUUCCUUGAAAUCUUGCCUCUCCCAUUUUGAAAUCUCCACAGGGCAAUUUCUGUGGCCAAAGAAUUGGCAGAAGUGUGGGCCUCUGUUUGGAGAAUGUAUUCCACUGCAGUGCAUAAAACUGCCUGGCUGGUGAGUUUGAGGUUUGCUGGAGAGGGAGCAACCAAAGCUCCCCCCCCCCCCCAGCCACCCUCCUCAGUGGUCCUGAGUCACACCCCAAAUAAUUUUGCCUUGCUGGAAAUGUGUCCUCCUGUGUGGAGAACAGAAGGGGGGGGGGAGCGUCUGCAGAAACUGGAGUGCUGUGUACCUGAAAGGCAGCAUUGAUAUUUGCUGCUUUGCCCAGUUUGGCCACUGGCAUGUGGCUCUCAGAAGUUUGCCCCCAAGGGAACGUGGGCCCUGCACUGAAGAAGAUUCCUCACCCAUGGAGUUAGAUGACCCUGUGGGACAGACUGGGGGGGUGGGCAUGAGAGUCGCAGGGAGGGAGAAAAUCCAGCACCAGGAAGACAUAGCAGAGGUUUGGCUUUGUAGUCACCCGAGCUUUUGCAUGUGAACUAAGGGAGGGGCAAGGGGACACACUGGGAGUUUCGGGCCACAUCUUUCUCUCCUCCUCCCCCCUUUUCCCUGGGCCAGAGUAGUGAGCACCCGCAUGCACACAUUUUGAUCCACUGGGCUGCAUAUGUGCAGUUGCGCACGAGGACUUUGUGUGCCUGCUUGCCAAAGGGAGGGCCGCUGCUUGCAUAGAAAGAUGUUUUGGAAGAAGGACAGAGUUCAAAAAGUUUGAGAAAUGCUGGCUUAGAUGGUAGCUUCACUCCUGCCACUAGACUAGGAAGGAGGGGGUGAUGCUGCCGCCAUUGUCUCCCUCCUCUUUGCCACUAGAGCAGGGAGAGUUCAAAGGAUCCUGCCUUCCUCCCUCUGUUAAAUUUGCCUGACUUCAUGCUGUCUGUUGGAAGAGGAGAUGGAAAUAGCAGGGAGGGGCUGCAAACUAGGCCAGGGCCCAUUACUGCAUUCUGAGCCACCAAAGCAGCUGUCUGGUUUGUGUUUGUGUAUGUGGAAUCAGCUGCUUGUGUGCAUUGGACUUGCCCUUUGCUAAGAGCACUGACCAAGCCUCAGGCAAGAAGCCCCAGAGCAAAUGCAAGCAAAGGCCAUGCCUGAUCAACUGGGUUGACUGGUCUGUGCUGGGUCAGCUGAGGCAGGGGGCAAAAGGUGAUUUGUUGGGCAGAGCCAUGCCAGUCCGUACCUUAAUAAGGAAAUUGGACUAGGAUUGUUCUCUCUCUCUCUCACUCUCACAUGCACACACAGCGAUUCUGAUGUUUUCACAGGAAGCCCAAAACUGAAUAGAGCUGGGCUAAGCAGCAGUCUGGAGACUCCUUAAUGAAGCACUAAUUAAGGCAAGCUGCUUUGCACUUGAUCUCAGCACAGUAUAAUUAAUGCUGCAGCUUUGAUUGGGUUCACACUCCUAACUCCUUGUGCCAAUGUGGUACAUCCAGGAUAUAACAGUCAAACGGCUCCGAGUGCUCCUUGAUCAGCUGUGCCUAUAUGCAUUGCUAGAGCAGAACUGGAGAACUUAGUGACUCUCCAGAGGUUGUUGGACUACAACUCCCAUCAGCCCCAGCUAACACAGCCAACAGCCAGUGGUGGAGGCACUGGCAGUCCAUCAGUAUCUGAAGGGGCCACAAGGUUCCCCACCCCUGUCCUAGAGCAGCAGAAAGCAUGCUGAGAAAUGUGCUGUGGGGCUUGAGCAGUUCUGUAGAAGUGUCAUUCAGUAUCUGUCUCCCCUAAAUAUUCUAUAUGAAUCCCAUCUCUGAUUUGAAGACACGAACAGCCUUGGCCUGUGAUGACUUUUCUGUGCUCCAACACAUGCUGAACUUUGAGUGGAAUUCAGUGUCUAAUGCAGAACCUGGCUUCCUAAGGAAAUGUAGUUUAAGCAAGCUUCUGGUCCUCAUCGUCAUGCAAAUGCCGCACUUUCUCUGCCUCAUGGAAAGAGGCUAGGCCAUCUCGGUCUCUUCCAGGGAAACUGCUCCCCCUGACUUACGUGUCCUUGUGUUUCUACCCCUUCACCUUUCCUCCUUCCAAAGAAAUCCAAAUUCUGUAGCACCUUGCCUCCCUACAGUCCAUUAAGUGGCUGCAGCUGGCCUCUUCCCAUUUUUGCAGCCUGGCUGCUGUCCCCCUCUGGCCCUAUUUGGCCCAUAGCAGGAGCUGGGUCCCAUUACAGUAGAACAGCCUCCCUCAGUCUGGUGCUCUCCAGAUGUGGCCAGGCUGCAGCUGCCAUCAUCCCUGAACAUUGGCCAUGUUGCGGAGGGCUAUGGGGAGAGGAGAGUCAUAGAAUCAUAGAGUUGGAAGAAACCACAAGGGCCAUCGAGUCCAACCCCCUGCCAAGCAGGAAACACCAUCAGAGCACUCCUGACAUAUGGUUGUCAAGCCUCUGCUUAAAGACCUCCAAAGAAGGAGACUCCACCACACUCCUUGGCAGCAAAUUCCACUGUCGAACAGCUCUUACUGUCAGGAAGUUCUUCCUAAUGUUUAGGUGGAAUCUUCUUUCUUGUAGUUUGGAUCCAUUGCUCCGUGUCCGCUUCUCUGGAGCAGCAGAAAACAACCUUUCUCCCUCCUCUAUGUGACAUCCUUUUAUAUAUUUGAACAUGGCUAUCAUAUCACCCCUUAACCUCCUCUUCUCCAGGCUAAACAUGCCCAGCUCCCUUAGCCGUUCCUCAUAAGGCAUCGUUUCCAGGCCUUUGACCAUUUUGGUUGCCCUCCUCUGGACACGUUCCAGUUUGUCAGUGUCCUUCUUGAACUGUCCCAAGACCCCACGCUGGGGAAGGUUGGAGUCUAGCGCCCCGUAGCCCUUUCCUGUAUUUCCAGGGCACUGUUGACACCUUGCAAUAACUUGCUCUGCUUUGGUCUCUCUUUUGUCUCUCCCCCCAGGAUGGAAGAGUGGUCUCGUCGAGAAGCUGAACGGAAAAUUAAAGAGCGGGAGGCACAGGGGCUGCCUGUGCUUGACUCUAAUUAUUAUGACCCCAGUAAAAUUGUGCUGCCUCCAGAGGAUGAGGAAUAAGUUCCAUGAUGUCUGCCUGUCUGGCUAAGCUGAGAAUAAACUUCCAAGAUGAUUUGUGUUUACUGCCAGCUUCUCUCUCUCUCUCUCUCUCUCUCUCUCUCUCUCUCUCUCUCGUGGGUUUGGAAAGGGAAAGUUCAGCCACCUAAAAGGGGUGUGUAAUCUGAACAGUAUAGAGUAGGCCAGGCCAGCCACCCCACUCUCUUGAUGUUCUGCUUCAAGAGCGAUUGCAUUUGCUACAUAUCCCUGCUGCCAACAUCCCAGCUGCUGUGUUGUCGAGAUGCUGCAUGUGCAUGUUGUUAUGAGGAAACACGACAAUGAGCCCUGGGAUGCUGGCAGACGCUGCACACAGUCAAGAGUUAGCCUGUGCGUUGCCUGUUAAGAAACAGGCUAAUGCUGAAAAGGAGGGGGAAACAUCAGCAUUUGGACUCAUAGCUGCUGUUGUCACGAAGGGAAAUGGGAGGCCUGAGGGCUGCUUCGGUUUCGGCCAGGCCUUUCCUUGGCCCUGCCUUGGAUAUAGUAGAAUUUGGCAGCACCACACACUCCUGGCUGAAGCCAGGCCUUGAGCAGAUGGCCCUCCUGGUGCCUUGCGGUGGAGUGCUAUAUUUAUCCUGUGUGUCUCUGCCCAUCCUUGUAUGUGUAUCGACUGCGUAUCUACAGAGCCUAUCCUGUGUCCCUCUUGCUCAGUAUUGUCAGGACUGGCCGUGAGUCUGGAUUAUAGCCCUCCAGGAUCCCAAGACAAAAGCAGAGAUGUGCACCAUGUGGGGGGGAUUUUGUUACCUUGCUGACUUUUUUGAAAGACACUUCCAGCAGAGCUCUUCCACCGUUUGCAGCUAUGUCAGGGGCAGAAGUCCAGCAGAUGAAGCUUUCCUGUGUCUGUGCCUCCAUGCUAAAGUGGAACUGUGCCUGUUGGGUUUCUGCCUGUUGCAAAACUUUUUGGAAACGUUUAAACACUCUGACUGGCAGGGAGGGUGAGAUUUAGCAACUCCUGCUAAUCACAGAAGACAAAUUUAUGCCUGCAGAGUUUACAAUUGACCAUAGGAAAUAUGCACAUUUUUUUAUCUGUGUUCUUGAAAUCAAGGGCACUUGUGGUUCUAUUCCUGAAUCUCUACCACCUGUUCUGUUUUUCAGGUAUUCCUUUAGGGAGGAAUCCCCCACCCCCCUUUCCCCAUUAGUCAUGUGAUACACUGCCUUUCUUUCCUGGCCAUAACAAUAAAGCUGCGGUGACAGUC
This is a messenger RNA of Podarcis lilfordi (Lilford's wall lizard), 55096 nucleotides long. The record is from the annotation of a GenBank genome assembly. Lineage: Eukaryota; Metazoa; Chordata; Lepidosauria; Squamata; Lacertidae.